Messenger RNA from Coregonus sp. 'balchen', 60094 nucleotides. The record is from the annotation of a GenBank genome assembly. Lineage: Eukaryota; Metazoa; Chordata; Actinopteri; Salmoniformes; Salmonidae.
AGACAACAUGGCUGCUGGCUGCGGUGAGCUUGUUUUUAUGGCAGCACCCUGUUAAAUCAGACUUAGUUACUGGUAAAUUAGAUUAUCUGGCGCUGCUCCACACAGUCAGAUCCCAUUUACCCUGCCUUUCUUCCACAUUAUUGUGUGUGUGUCCUGUGUGUGUAUGUUCUCUGUGUGUGUGUGUGUGUGUGUGUGUGUGAAAUCUAUGUGCGACACAAAUCUUUCCCCGCCCGGAUGGAAUGAGACAGGGUUACAUAGAGGAUAUGUCAAAAGGUGAGAAGGAUGUUUUGGAUUUGAAUGGUCCAUGAUUCAAUACGUUUGUUGUUCAUUUGCAUUGCAAAUAAUGUACUUCUUGCAAGGCAUGAAUCUAUUCAUUAUUAAAGCCUUCCGUGUAGAUGUGUUUGUUGUCUUUCGACAUUCAUGUUUGUUUUACCGUCUUGAGUUUCCAUAGGCUUCUAUUGUGUCCACCCCGGAGGGCUUGUGAAUGAAGCCAAAAUAUGUGCAUUUUCUCACCCCUGGUGUUUCUUCUUGUGUUUUUAUAACAUUUUCAAUUCCAGGGAUAGUUUUGUCACAAAUAGCAAAUGUGCCGACUCUUGGCACGUGCGCUCUAGCCAACAGCUGGCAGACACAGAGCAGGUAGGCUGUGCAUGUAGGCUAGUCUACAUGAUAAGUUUAUAAUGGAUAAGAGUGAGAAUAUUUGUAUUUGUCAAACAGCAGUCAAGCAUCGAUCAUCAUGUCACCAGAAUAAGACCCUCAGUAUUUAUUGGUAAGGAGCAUCAAGCUCAUCACCUUGUACUUUCACCACCCUGUGAAGUUCAUCGUAACUUAUUUGAUCUGUAGCUAAUAAACUGCAUGCUUUCCGAGUUGUAGUGGGAGGACCACACAACAUAUCAUCGCUUUACUCCAAGUGUACUUCGAUAUGAUGGUUAUUAUAUCAAUAUGUGCGCAUAAAGAUGUUUCCACCACCAUUUUUUGCAAAAUUAAUUUUACAGACACAAAAAAGAUAACACCAUGUCAAACGCACAAAUUAUCUGUCAGCAUUUAUUUAAAAAAUGUCCUGUUUCCAUCAAAGCUGUCAUGAUUUUUUAAAUAUGGUAAGACUUUACUCGCAUAAAAACUGUGGAUGGAAACGUAGUUAUACAAAUAAUUUAACGAUUUCCUCACCCAAUCUAUCGCAUGGAAGACUUCCAUGUCAACACCCCCUAUACACACACACGCACACACACACACACACACACAACAAGAAUGGGGGGGUCCCAAUCCCUUUGAUGGACAUUAUGAUAAUUGGGGUUGUCUGUGAAAAAAGGAUUUUUCCCCCAUGCCCUUGGUUUAAAUUGGGAUUUUUUUUAAAAUCUCUGGUACAGGGGGGAGGGAAACCAGAAAGGGAGGGAUGGGUGGGUGGGAAUAAAAUGGGGGGUGGGGGUUUUCUUUAGAGCCCCAAAUAUAGAUGGAUGGGUGGGGGGGUGGGGGUGAAAGUUAGGGGGGGGGGUUUGGUGAAGGGGAUGGGGGGGUGGGGGGGGGUUGUGGAAAGAGGUAGGGGUGGUUGGAACAUCCAUGUAAGGGAGGGGGUUGGGGGGGGUGGGUGAGAAGAUAGUGGGGGGGUUGGGGAAAGAGGGAGGGAGGGGGUGGGUGGGUGGAUGGGGUAGAAGGUAGUGGUGGGGGUGGUGGAUGGGCCUUCCCUGACAAGGGGAUUUACUUGGGCUGGGGUGGGGAUAGUGGUGGGGUUUGGGAGGAGCAGUGUAGGGAUAAGGGUGGGGGUUGUGGUGGCGUCCCACAGAUUUAGAUCAAUUACAGUGACGUCAGGAUCCCACAAUCACUAGGUCUUCUCCAUCCAAUAUGAAUUGUCCACUGAUACAGAUUGGAGGGACCAACAAGAGGGAUGGGGUGAGAAAAUGGGUUGAGAUGAGGAUAGGAGGAUGGUGGGGGUUUCAUGACACAGACGGAACCGAACAUAAGGUGAUGGGAUGGGUUGGGUGGGUGGGGGUGAGGAAAAGAGGUAGUGGUGGGGGUUGGAGAGGACCCAUGUCAUGUAGAGGGAUGGGAUUGGGUUGGGGUGGGUGAGGAAAGAGGUAGUGGUGGGGGGUUGGAGAGACCCAUGUCAUGAUAGAGGGAUGGGAUGGGUUGGGGUGGGGUGAGGGAAAAGAGGUAGUGGUGGGGGUUGGAGAGACCCAUGUCAUGAUAGAGGGAUGGGAUGGGUUGGGGUGGGGGUGAGGAAAAGAGGUAGUGGUGGGGUUGGAGAGACCCAUGUCAUGAUAGAGGGAUGGGAUGGGUUGGGGUGGGGUGAGGAAAGAGGUAGUGGUGGGGGUUGGAGAGACCCAGGUCAUGUUUAGAGGGAUAGAGGGAUGGGGUGAGGAAAGAAGGUAGUGCGUGGGGGUUGGAGAGACCCAUGUCAUGAUAGAGGGAAGGAUGGGUUGGGUGUGGGGUGAGGAAGAGGUAGUGGUGGGGGUUGGAGCGACCCAUGUCAUGAUAGAGGGAUGGGUGGGUUGGGGUGGGGUGAGGAAAGAGGGUAGUGGUGGGGUUGGAGGAACCCAUGUCAUGAUAGAGGGAUGGGAUGGGUUGGGGAUGGGGUGGAGGUGAGGAAAGAGGUAGUGGUGGGGGUUGGAGAGACCCCAUGUCAUGAUAGAGGGAUGGGAUGGGUUGGGGUGGGGUGAGGAACGAGGUAGUGGUGGGGGUUGGAGAGACCCAUGUCAUGAUAGAGGGAUGGGAUGGGUUGGGGUGGGGUGAGGAAAGAGGUAGUGGUGGGGGUUGGAGAGACCCAUGUCAUGAUAGAGGGAUGGGGAUGGGUUGGGGUGGGGGUGAGGAAAGAGGUAGUGGUGGGGGUUGGAGACCCAUGUCAUGAUAGAGGGAUGGGAUGGGUUGGGGUGGGGGUGAGGAAAGAGGUAGUGGUGGGGGGUUGGGAGACCCCAUGUCAUGAUAGAGGGAGGGAUGGGUUGGGGUGGGGUGAGGAAAGAGGUAGUGGUGGGGGUUGGAGAGACCCAUGUCAUGAUAGAGGGAUGGGAUGGGUUGGGGUGGGGUGAGGAAAGAGGUAGUGGUGGGGGUUGGAGAGACCCAUGUCAUGAUAGAGGGAUGGGAUGGGUUGGGGUGGGGUGAGGAAGGAGAGGAAAGGUGGUGGGGGGUUGGAGAGCACCCAUGUCAUGAUAGAGGGAUGGGAUGGGUUGGGGUUGGGGGUGAGGAAAGAGGUAGUGGUGGGGGUUGGAGAGACCCAUGUCAUGAUAGAGGGAUGGGAUGGGUUGGGGUGGGGUGAGGAAAGAGGUAGUGGUGGGGGUUGGAGAGACCCAUGUCAUGAUAGAGGGAUGGGAUGCGAUAGGAUGGGGUGAGGAGAAGGGUAGGGUGGGGGGUAGUGGUGGAGUCCCACAGAUUUAGAUCGAUACAGUCCUGGUGCAGGACCCUAACAAUAUCUAAUGUCCUAAUGAAACCUUGAAAAGACCUCAACUGUCUCUAAAUCCUAAAUCCCUUAAAGCCCUAACUGUUGUUGUUUCCCUUUUAAGCCAUUUAGGAUGGUCCUAAAUCCAUUUUGAGCCUUUCCGUGGUCAGGCAUCCUUAUUCUGACCUUCAACAUCUCAACAAUACACCUCAUCUCUAAGAUCACGCUCAGCUUAAUUUUUUUGGGAAUAUAUUUUUAGCUCAAUCUUAUAAAAAAACACAUUUAGCCUGUUAUACAUAAAUGUUUAAAAAGUAUUUGUUUCCAGGCUGUGAAAUCAAAUGAAGUAAUUUCACAAGGCUAUGAACCUGGAAAUGAUGCCUGCUUAAAGAUAAAUACGUUUCAGAGAGAACAAGGGCGAGGGAGAGGAGAGGGAGCAAAAUGUAGCAGGGUGUAGAGGGAGAAAAGGGAGAGGGAGAGUGAGGGAGGGAGAGAGAGAUAUAUAUGAGCAUAUAUCUAUAUUAUAUACUAUCGUAUCUCUCGCUCCUCUCUCUCUUCUCUCUCUCUCUCUCUCCUCUAGCCUAUCAUCACUACUAACUCACUCACUCCCUCACUCACUUCUCUCUCUCUUCUCUCUCUCCUCUCUGGCUCUCUCUUUCUCCCCCUCCUCUCUCUUUCUCCCCCUCCUCUCUCUUUCUCCCCCUCCUCUCUCUCACCAGUGCUUAGUUCUGUUUUAGCUCUGGAGGAAACUCUUUCAUUCAAGUUUGCAAACAUCGAUGGGCUCAUACUGCUUCCCGUGCUAACAGCUGUCCAUCAGAUUUGGUGUAGCUAUGUAAGGUGUGGAGAGGUAGAAUAAUAAUGGUGUAUUAAUGCAUAUGGUAGGCUACUGACUUUCAUGUGAUCAACACUCUUCAUACAGUACCAUUCGUUCUGCCGACUCCAAUGGCGUUAUGUGUUAAACAUAUAGAAUAUGUAUGAGCUGUCUACACCAUGAUACAAAUUUCACCUUUAUUUAACCAGGUAAGCCAGUUGAGAACAAGUUCUCAUUUACAACUACGACCUGGCCAAGAUAAAGCAAAGCAGUGCGAUAAAAACAACAACACAGAGUUACAUAUGGGGUAAACAAAACAUAAAGUCAAAAAUACAUUAGAGAUGCAAUAAUUUGGUUAUGAGCACAUUUUUCAUCCAUGUACACUGUCAAAGUCAUGAGUAAAAGAUUAAACUAAUGCCCCACUGCCUGAAUUUGAAUUUCAAUGGGUACAAAUAUCCACUUUUUUAAUAGGUUCUUGUUUUGAAAGAAGUUGUAAUUCCCUCGGCUUGCUCCCUCAUGUCUAAUGGUUCUGUAGUCUGCCUGCUUGUUUGUCUGAGAAAGCGAAUGAAUCUUUCAUGAUGGUGUAAACAUUCAUUGUAAUACCCAAUGCCUAUUUUCCCUUCAGACUUGGUGAACAUGUGGACAAGUGUUGUGUGUGGUUUGUGUACACUUAUAGGUCUGUCUGUUAAACUCCCUCUCUACUUACAUAACCAAUAUCUGGGUUCUAGAUGUCUAUGUGAACAAAUGCGUCAGAUCUGAUUUUGCUAUGUGAUUUUGUGUAUAAUAUCGGCACAUGAUACGGACUGUGUAUUGUACAGUGGCUUGCGAAAGUAUUCACCCCCCUUGGCAUUUUUCCUAUUUUGCUGCCUUACAACCUGGAAUUAAAAUAGAUUUUUGGGGGGUUUGUAUCAUUUGAUUUACACAACAUGCCUACCACUUCGAAGAUGCAAAAUAUUUUGUCUUGUGAAAGAAACAAGAAAUAAGACAAAAAAACGGAAAACUUGAGUCUGCAUAACUAUUCACCCCCCCCAAAGACAAUAGUUUGUAGAGCCACCUUUUGCAGCAAUUACAGCUGCAAGUCUCUUGGGGUAUGUCUCUAUAAGCUUGGCACAUCUAGCCACUGGGAUUUUUGCCCAUUCUUCAAGGCAAAACUGCUCCAGCUCCUUCAAGUUGGAUGGAUUCCGCUGUGGGGCCCCGUGAAGCUCAGUUGGUAGAGCAUGGCGCUUGCAACGCCAGGGUUGUGGGUUCGAUUCCCACGGGGGCCAGUAUGAAAAAAAAAAAAUUAUGCACUCACUAACUGUAAGUCGCUCUGGAUAAGAGCGUCUGCUAAAUGACAUGAAAUUUAAAUGUGUACAGCAAUCUUUAAGUCAUACCACAGAUUCUCAAUUGGAUUGAGGUCUGGGCUUUGACUAGGCCAUUCCCCUUAAACCACUCAAGCGUUGCUUUAGCAGUAUGCUUAGGGUCAUUGUCCUGCUGGAAGGUGAACCCCCGUCCUAGUCUCAAAUCUCUGGAAGACUGAAACAGGUUUCCCUCAAGAAUUUCCCUGUAUUUAGCACCAUCCAUCAUUCAUUCAAUUCUGACCAGUUUCCCAGUCCUGCCGAUGGAAAACAUCCCCACAGCAUGAAACUGCUACCACCACGCUUCACUUUGGGGAUGGUGUUCUCAGGGUGAUGAGAGGUGUUGGGUUUGCGCCAGACAUUUUCCUUGAUGGCCAAAAAGCUCAAUUUUAGUCUCAUCUGACCAGAGUACCUUCUUCCAUAUGUUUGGGGAGUCUCCCACAUGCCUUUUGGCGAACACCAAACGUGUUUGCUUAUUUUUUUCUUUAAGCAAUGGCUUUUUUCUGGCCACUCUUCCGUAAAGCCCAGCUCUGUGGAGUGUACGGCUUAAAGUGGUCCUAUGGACAGAUACUCCAAUCUCCUGCUGUGGAGCUUUGCAGCUCCUUCAGGGUUAUCUUUGGUCUCUUUGUUGCCUCUCUGAUUAAUGCCCUCCUUGCCUGGUCCGUGAGUUUUGGUGGGCAGCCCUCUCUUGGCAGGUUUGUUGUGGUGCCAUAUUCUUUCCAUUUUUUAAUAAUGGAUUCAAUGGUGCUCCGUGGGAUGUUCAAAGUUUCGGAUAUUUCUUUAUAACCCAACCCUGAUCUGUACUUCUCCACAACAUUGUCCCUGACCUGUUUGGUGCCCCUUGCUUAGUAGUGUUGCAGACUCUGGUGCCUUUCAGAACAUGUGUAUAUAUACACUGAGAUCAUGUGGCACUUUAUUUAACUAAUUAUGUGACUUCUGAAGGUAAUUGGUUGCACCAUAUCUUAUUUAGGGGCUUAAUAGCAAAGGGGGUGAAUACAUAUGCACGCACCACUUUUCCGUUAUUUAUUUUUUUGAAUUUUUUGAAACAAGUUCUUUUUUUCAUUUCACUUCACCAAUUUUGGACUAUUUUGUGUAUGCCCAUUACAUGAAAUCCAAAUACAAAUCAUAUUUAAAUUACAGGUUGUAAUGCAACAAAAUAGGAAAAAUGCCAAGGGGAUGAAUACUUUUGUAAGGCACUGUAUGUGUAUAUAACAGGUAUAGACACCCUCACAUUCUAAGUAUCCUCAGCUAACCUCAUAUACUGUGUCUCCUGUCUCCCUGUGCCUCCAGGUGAGUAUGUAGACCGCCAGCUGUGCCGGGAUGCCGUCCUGCCCAUGCCUGUCGUCUGUGAGGUGCCUUGCCCCAAGGACUGUGUCCUCAGUCCCUGGACCUCCUGGUCCCUGUGCUCAAACACCUGCUCUGGGAAGAACACAGAGGGAAGACAGAUGAGAGCACGCUCCGUACUGGCCUACAACGCUGGGGAAGGUGAGACUACAACCACACAAUGCACAGCGUCAGAUCUGGUCCCAGAUCUGUUUGUGUAGUACAGCCGACUCAUAUGGUUGUUGUCAUGCCAAACAUAGGCGUUGACCUAUGGGAGUUGGCAAAACCGCACUAAGGGAUCUGGGACCAAGCCACACAGCAUCAGACCGGGGUUCAAAUAGUAUCUGUUUUCUUUCAAGUACAUUGAUGAAUAAUGGAGCCUGUCUGUAUUGCAUGCCAGCUGGACAGGGUUUGCACUUUUCUAUUGUUUCUGUUGCACCAGAUGAGCUCAAUCAUGUGCAGCUAAAGGAUUUGAAAGAUAACAUUUUCUCCAUUUGAUCCCAGGUCUGCACAGCAUGAGUAUCUGAGAUCUCAUAUGAGGCUGCUGAAGCAAGCGUUCCACCAGCCAAAUUGUAUAAAUGAUUCUGUAUGUUCCUCCUCCACAGCGACUGCUCAGGUUGUAGCCUGGGUUACUGUGAUGCAGGGUAAGGUUCUGUGAUGUGGCAUAGUCACAAGGAAUAACAAGCUUGGAUACUGUAGGAUAGAGGCCUGUACUACUCUCUAGAGCAACAUUUUACCAUGUUUAGGCUCAAAGCGUCUGAGUGUUGUUGUGAAGUGCUUAGAGCCUUAGUGCUUAUUAUUCUUUAUUGCACCUUUCACAAAUGUAUGGAUGGUAAUACAAAAUUCAUAACAACUUUGCAUUUACCUUACUUUAAGGUCUAUCGCAGGUGCCCAAGGUUCCUGCACUCUUCGGUACUAUAAUUUCCUAUGUUCUUAGAAUGCAGUGUUCCCAUAGAUGUAGUUAUUCAGCCCUGUAGAUGUUAUAAGUAGAUGUAUGUAGUCAAUAUAUAGCUACCUGCAUACCAAUCUAUUUCCCCUCACUGCUUGGUCAGCAUAAUGUUAUGCUUGCACUAUGUAAAACUUUUACAGACCCUCAACAGUGCAGUGCUAGUAAACAGCAUUCCUUAGUGUUAAGUGCUGCCUGAAACCUUAAGGAGAGGAGACUGAAACCCUAAGGAGAGGAGACUGAAACCCUAAGGAGAGGAGACUGAAACCCAAAGGAGAGGAGACUGAAACCCUAAGGAGAGGAGACUGAAACCCUAAGGAGAGGAGACUGAAACCCUAAGGAGAGGAGACUGAAACCCAAAGGAGAGGAGACUGAAACCCUAAGGAGAGGAGACUGAAACCCUAAGGAAAGGCGACUGAAACCCUAAGGAGAGGAGACUGAAACCUCAAGGAGAGGAGACAGAAACCUCAAGGAGAAGAGACUGAAACCAUAAGGAGUGGAAACUGAAACCAUAAGGAGAAGAGACUGAAACCCUAAGGAGAGAAAACUGAAACCCUAAGGAGAAGAGAAGUGUGGAAGCGGGAGUCUGGUCAGUAAUGGAACAAGUGCCUCUGGGUUAGAGUCUUACCGUCUAAGCUGCCAGUCACGCCCUGAGAACCCAUCUCUAUACAACCCACACUGGGCUGUGUGAUCGCCUUGCAGUAGAUCAGCAUGUUGUAGUGUAUUUUAUAGUACUGCUAUGAAUUAAACAGUUCUUGUAGGUGUCCUCCACUGGACCAUGGCAAGACAAUGAGUACGGUUACAUGCACACAAUAAUGCGAUUAUUGUGGAUAGUCAGAUUAAUAUAAUAGUUUGAUUAAAAUGUUUACAUGCUUAGCUAGAAGAACGAUGUCUCUAAUAAUCCUGUUUACAUGUACACAUCUGAUAUCAGGCUACCUGAUGGCACUCUGAUAAAUGCAGAAAAUCGCUAAUCAAAACAAACGUUUUACCACAGCGACCAUAUUAUUUUUGGGAAGCAUAUUUGAUUCUGUGUUCGGACAUAUAAAGCAUGUAUGUGAAAACUACUUCUUAAGACGCAUACAUUCAGUUGUUCCGAACUCACUUCACUCGCUCUAAAGAGGGAGGCUCAUUCGGCUGGUGCUAGCACAUGCGCAGAUCAAAUACACAGCUGGAACGCCGUUUAAGGUGUUAACAUGUCCUAAUCAUUUGAAAGAUUGCAAAGAAAACCAGGUGUUUUAAUUAGGCGUAUGCUUACUUCGAUUUUGACCUUACGCCGAAUAAGAUAAGCAGAGUAAGGUGUUUACAUGACUAUUGCAUAAUCUGCCUACUGCCAUAAUCUGUUUAAUAUUGAAUUAUUGCGGUGCAUGUAAACAUAUUCAAUGUCUGUCGAUACCAUAUUCAAAAUACCCACGCAGGAGAGAGAGAGAGAGGGGGAGGGAGGGGGAAAGAGAGAUUUCUCUCAGAAUGGAUACUCGUAUGCUCUGGCAUAGGGAGGACAGUAACUCCAUCGUCGCUGCAGAAACAGAGUCAGGCUGAAUGCCUUGCUUCAUUUAUUAGCCUUCCUACGCCUCAGCAGACAGACACUGUCCAGGACAAACGACAAGCGGUGUGUGUGCGUGCGUGUGUCUGUGUCUGCAUCUGCGUGUGUCUGUGCCAGACGCCAGUGUAGUCCUACAGACUCAGCUCUACUGGCCAUCUGCUAUCACACACACUGAUGGAGGACCUCCCAAUUCAGGCCCGAAUCCUCAUUUGAGAGCUGCAUAAAUUAUGGAUUGGUUUUAAUUUGAGCCUUGUGCCAAAAUUCAAGUGGUGUGGUGAUCUCAAGUUAGACUCUCAGGGAGUAGAGAGAGCAGUUUGCAGUCAAUUGGAGAAAAUGGCAGAAUAAAAACAACCGGGUAACUCCAACUCAGGGAGAAGUGGGGUUGAGCCCGUAGAGUAAUUACAUCAGGCCAUUUUAGGACACACUCUCAUAAUAAGACAAAGGAUUAGCUGAGGUAGCUUGACCCUCGAGUUACAGUUCAGUUAAUAACAAUGGUAGGGAGACUUGGCCUUGUUUUACAUGUCGUGAAAGGUUACAGGGACUGUGACUCGAAGAGCUCUGUAACGUAACAUGGAGGCAAAGGAGGUACUUCAUUGUAAAGGAUGUAAGAAAACAUAAUACACUGCUCAAAAAAAUAAAGGGAACACUUAAACAACACAAUGUAACUCCAAGUCAAUCACACUUCUGUGAAAUCAAACUGUCCACUUAAGAAGCAACACUGAUUGACAAUAAAUGUCACAUGCUGUUGUGCAAAUGGAAUAGACAACAGGUGGAAAUUAUAGGCAAUUAGCAAGACACCCCCAAUAAAGAAGUGGUUCUGCAGGUGGUGACCACAGACCACAGCUUUAGUCCAGGUCUGGGAGGAGAUCCCUCAGGAGACCAUCCGCCACCUCAUCAGGAGCAUGCCCAGGCGUUGUAGGAAGGUCAUACAGGCACGUGGAGGCCACACACACUACUGAGCCUCAUUUUGACUUGUUUUAAGGACAUUACAUCAAAGUUGGAUCAGCCUGUAGUGUGGUUUUCCACUUUAAUUUUGAGGGUGACUCCAAAUCCAGACCUCCAUGGGUUGAUACAUUUGAUUUCCAUUGAUAAUUUUUGUGUGAUUUUGUUGUCAGCACAUUCAACUAUGUAAAGAAAAAAGUAUUUAAUAAGAUUAUUUCAUUCAUUCAGAUCUAGGAUGUGUUGUUUAAGUGUUCCCUUUAUUUUUUUGAGCAGUGUAUAACCUCUGCAUGAUUUUUAUGGUCAGAGACCUUUUACAAGACUAAUAAUGGCACUACCAGCAAAGCAGAUAUUCAAUAAACCACACUGAGUCAGAGUUCAACAGUUUUAUUAGUAACACUGAAACAUUCAAAUACAGCUUUACAACCUCAUUAAUUAACCAUAGUACCAGUAAUGACAUAACAUACGAUCCCUAUACCUGACUACCUAAUGUCUCUUGGAUGGAAAAAAGUCAAUAGCAUCUUUUAUAAAUGACCCGUUGUCAUUGACCCGCUACAGAGGUCAAUUAUAUAUCUUCGCUCUGUGUGGCUUUUGAAGACAGAAGCAUCUCCUUAUGUACGCUUCAUCUGUUUUCCCUUGCUCCACCAAUGAUUGGCUGAUCUCGGUCCUUCUCCAGCAUUGAUUGGAGGAUCGCGGUGGUCCUCCAUCAUUGAUUGGUCAAUAUCAGUCCUUCUCCUUCAUUGGCUGGUGGAUCUCAUUGAUUGGCCACUGCCCGUUGCGGUGGUAAUGGCUGACCUUCCCCUCGGGGGUCUGGUAUGAAAAAAAAUAAAAAAUGUAUACACUCACUAACUGUAAGUCGCUCUGGAUAAGAGCGUCUGCUAAAUGACUAAAAUGUAAAUGUAAAUGUAUCCCAGCGCAACAGAGCCUGCUAAUGUCUGACAUCCCAUCGUGGUGAGGGGUGGUUAAGGGUCACACACACACAGAUACAACACACACACAUGAAGACCAUCUGUGGUGAGGGGUGGAAAAGGGGUCACAUGCGGUCCACCUGGUGUCCAAGAUACUGUCAGACCCCGGGUCAACUCAUCUCCAUUGUCUCCAUCUUCAUGACUGCUUUCUCCCAAGGGACUAUACUGGUUUAUUUAGCUCAGACACUGCUGUACUAAUGUUUUUAACCCAAUGAGUGGAACUUACUCACUUUCUCGUUAUGAUAAGAUGACAACAUAUUCGCAACUUACAAAGCUUAGCAAAUAAAUCCUAUUGGCUGAGCUGUCUUGUUCCCAGCAAAUCAAGGCAAACCACACUCAUGUAACUGAGUAGUAUCUCCUGUAUUUGAAUGUGGUGUUUGUGCUUCUGCUUCCUCUUUGGGGUCUUUUUGACAACUGCUGUCGGGGUUUAUAAAUACAUUUGAUUGAUUGGAAAUGUGGUUGUUGUGUGUUUGACAGGCGGAAUCCAGUGCCCCAACAGCAGUGCUCUCCAGGAGGUGCGGAGCUGCAACGAUCACCCUUGUACUGUGUACCACUGGCAGACCGGGCCCUGGGGACAGUGUAUCGAGGACACCUCGGUUCCCUCUGCCAACUCCACAGGGGCUCGGGUUGGAGUCGGGGGAGGGGACUCCUCCUGCUCUGUGGGGAUGCAGACACGGAAGGUCAUCUGUGUCCGGGUCAAUGUGGGACAGGUGCCUCCUAAAAAGUAAGAGUCUCUCCUUCAAAAUAAGAGUUCCUUUUUCAAAGUAUGAGUUCCACCUUCACUGUAAUAAUAAUAAUAAUAAUAAUAAUAAUAAUAAUAAUAAUAAUAAUAAUAAUAAUAAUAAUAAUAAUGGUAUUUAUAUAGCGCUUUUCAAGCACCCAAAGUUGUAAGAGUAAGAGUUUUUCCUUCAAAGAGAUAACUGAAUGCCAACAUAAGUAGUAUAGGAAUAUAAUAUUUGUGUAAAGUGAGAGAGGAUUAUUACUUGUUCAAGCAAAUUACAGAAAUUAAAUGUGAGUAGAGCGUUUAUACUUAUGCUGAUUUGGCAUAAUACGUAUGCAGGGUUCCAUAAGCCUUUGCUAAGCAUAAAUCAAAGCACCAAAGCACAGAGCAUUUGUCCCAGAAUCUGUCUAUGGAAGGAACAAAAUCCUAUUGUUACCACUGUCUGGCUGGCUGCAUAGCUGUAAGAUGAUGGGUUCCCUGACAGGUUUCUGCCUGGGUUCCAGACAGUUUUUCUAAAGCAUCUGGGUUCUCCCUCCCUACCACCCUUAGGGCAUCUUAGGGACGUGAAUUAUAUUGAAUUAUCUAUUUAUUUAUUCAACUUUAAUAGUAGCAUUAUUAUGCAGGAAGAGCUGGAGCUACUAGGCAGACUGGGAUGAGCUAGAUCCCAUGCUGGGUAUGGAAAUGAGCCCUGGACAGUUUUAUUACUGCGGUUUCUGAUUCUUCUAUCCAGGGUUUUAUUUUACCCAGCUACCACUUCACACUAUCGCACCAUGCUGCACAUACAGUGGGGAGAAUAAGUAUUUGAUACACUGCCGAUUUUGCAGGUUUUCCAAAAAUCCAGAAAAUCACAGAAAAUCACAUUGUAUGAUUUUUAAGUAAUUAAUUUGCAUUUUAUUGCAUGACAUACGUAUUUGAUACAUCAGAAAAGCAGAACUUAAUAUUUGGUACAGAAACCUUUGUUUGCAAUUACAGAGAUCAUACGUUUCCUGUAGGUCUUGACCAGGUUUGCACACACUGCAGCAGGGAUUUUGGCCCACUAUUCCAUACAGACCUUCUCCAGAUCCUUCAGGUUUUAGGUCUGUCGCUGGGCAAUACGGACUUUCAGCUUCCUCCAAAGAUGUUCUAUUGGGUUCAGGUCUGGAGACUGGCUAGGCCACUCCAGGACCUUGAGAUGCUUCUUACGGAGCCACUCCUUAGUUGCCCUGGCUGUGUGUUUCGGGUCGUUGUCAUGCUGGAAGACCCAGCCACGACCCAUCUUCAAUGCUCUUACUGUGGGAAGGAGGUUGUUGGCCAAGAUCUCGUGAUACAUGACCCCAUCCAUCCUCCCCUCAAUAGGGUGCAGUCCUCCUGUCCCCUUUGCAGAAAAAUCAUCCCCAAAGAAUGAUGUUUCCACCUCCAUGCUUCACGGUUGGGAUGGUGUUCUUGGGGUUGUACUGAUCCUUCUUCUUCCUCCAAACACGGCAAGUGGAGUUUAGACCAAAAAGCUCUAUUUUUGUCUAAUCAGACCACAUGACCUUCUCCCAUUCCUCCUCUGGAUCAUCCAGAUGGUCAUUGACAAACUUCAGAUGGGCCUGGACAUGCGCUGGCUUGAGCAGGCGGACCUUGCGUGUGCUGCAGGAUUUUAAUCCAUGAUGGCGUAGUGUGAUACUAAUGGUUUUCUUUGAGACUGUGGUCCCAGCUCUCUUCAGGUCAUUGACCAGGUCCUGCCGUGUAGUUCUGGGCUGAUCCCUCACCUUCCUCAUGAUCAUUGAUGCCCCACAAGGUGAGAUCUUGCAUGGAGCCCCAGACCGAGGGUGAUUGACCGUCAUCUUGAACUUCUUCCAUUUUCUAAUAAUUGCACCAACAGUUGUUGCCUUCUCACCAAGCUGCUUGCCUAUUGUCCUGUAGCCCAUCCCAGCCUUGUGCAGGUCUACAAUUUUAUCGCUGAUGUCCUUACACAGCUCUCUGGUCUUGGCCAUUGUGGAAAGGUUGGAGUCUGUUUGAUUGAGUGUGUGGACAGGUGUCUUUUAUACAGGUAACGAGUUCAAACAGGUGCAGUUAAUACAGAUAAUGAGUGGAGAACAGGAGGGCUUCUUAAAGAAAAACUAACAGGUCUGUGAGAGUCGGAAUUCUUACUGGUUGGUAGGUGAUCAAAUACUUAUGUCAUGCAAUGAAAUGCUAAUUAAUUACUUAAAAAGCAUACAAUGUGAUUUUCUGGAUUUUUGUUUUAGAUUCCGUCUCUCACAGUUGAAGUGUACUAUGAUAAAAAUGACAGACCUCUACAUGCUUUGUAAGUAGGAAGACCUGCAAAAUCGGCAGUGUAUCAAAUACUUGUUCUCCCCACUGUAGUUACAGCUGCUGAACUACUAUCACUAAACACAUGCACCCACUAGGUUUGGGACUAUAUACUAAUAUACCGUGAUAUCAAAUAAUGAAAUCGUAUAAUGUCAUGACUGAAACGGGUAUGAUAUGCUAAUGAGUUCAUUACCAUUUAACAGGACAUGAAUAAAUUAACAAUGUAGCACUGUUGCAGAGGGUAUAUGAUAUUCAAAGCAAUGUACAUUAGGGGCUCAAUCUGCAGCCCUAAAACCAAUUAUUCAUAAUAUACUGGGAGAAUCUCUGCAGUAGUCCUUAGACCAAUGACCCCAUAUUUAUAUAUAUCAGAAGCAGUGAUAUUAUUUUGACCAGACAAAUAUGCAUUCAUUAACAUAAGCGGUACAUGCACACAUCUCAACACAUUCAGAUUUUGACACAUUCAAGCACCCCAUCCCCAGCUCAACACAGUAUGGUUCUUUUGGCUCUAUCAGAGAAGCUGGGGAUGAUAUUCUGUGUGUUUGUGUAUGUGUAUCAAGCACAGGGGUGUCAAACUAAUUCCAUGGAGGGCCUAGUGUCUGCUGGUUUUUGGUUUUUCCUUUCAAUUAAGAGCUUUCAUUUAAGGGGAAUUCCUUACUAAUCAGUGACCUUAAUUCAUCAAUCAAGUACAAGGGAGGAGCGAAAACCCACAGACACUUGGCCCUCCGUGGAAUGAGAUUGACACAUGUGAUCUAGAUGAUGUGAUUUCAUGUGAUUUCAGGUGUCCGGAGAGUAUUCGUCCUGAGACGGUCAGGCCCUGCCUCCUGCCGUGUAAAAGAGACUGUAUCGUCACCCCAUACAGCGACUGGAGCGCCUGCCCUGCCACAUGCAAAGCAGGUACCUACUAGCCUUCUCAAUAUUCACAAGAAUACACAGAUAUAAAACAAUGUACAGCCUCUCAACGCAUUCAAGUACACACAGAUAUUGUUUGUUGUGUUUGGCAAAAAUGCAAUUAUGUCAAGAGAUGUACAAUAUGCCAAGCAGGUACAUCCUAUUAUUCUCAAGUAUUCAUUACAGCAUAUACAGAUACAGAGCAGUCUGUCCAUGGCAAAAAUGCUCAAGAGAUGUAGCCUAUGCCAUGUGAUUUUGAAAUGAGCCCGUGCUUAAAAGCAUUUCAAGGAAUUCAUUACAACAGAGAAUGCUAAAUAAUAGUGGGUCUGUCAUUAAGUGUUUGUUUCCUAGUUUCGACAGCCCCGACAAAUCUGAUAAACAAAACACUUGCACCAUUAUGAAAUGAUUACUCUUCUCCUCAUCAAAUGUUUCAGUUUGAGCUGAGAGAAUCAUUAGGAGAGCUGUCAAAGGUUACCAGAAACAAAAUUGUAGACCUGCACCAGGCUGGGAAGACUGAAUCUGCAAUAGGUAAGCAGCUUGGUUUGAAGAAAUCAACUGUGGGAGCAAUUAUUAAGAAAUGGAAGACAUACAAGACCACUGAUAAUCUCCCUCGAUCUGGGGCUCCACGCAAGAUCUCACCCCGUGGGGUCAAAAUGAUCACAAGAACGGUGAGCAAAAAUCCCAGAACCACACGGGGGGACCUAGUGAAUGACCUGCAGAGAGCUGGGACCAAAGUAACAAAGCCUACCAUCAGUAACACACUACGCCACCAGGGACUCAAAUCCUGCAGUGCUAGACGUGUCCCCCUGCUUAAGCCAGUACAUGUCCAGGCCCGUCUGAAGUUUGCUAGAGUGCAUCCAGAAGAGGAUUGGGAGAAAGUCAUAUGGUCAGAUGAAACCAAAAUAUAACUUUUUGGCAAAAACUCAACUUGUCGUGUUUGGAGGACAAAGAAUGCUGAGUUGCAUCCAAAGAACACCAUACCUACUGUGAAGCAUGGGAGUGAAAACAUCAUUCUUUGGGGCUGUUUUUCUGCAAAGGGACCAGGACGACUGAUCCGUGUAAAGGAAAAAUGAAUGGGGCCAUGUAUCGUGAGAUUUUGAGUGAAAACCUCCUUCCAUCAGCAAGGGCAUUGAAGAUGAAACGUGGCUGGGUCUUUCAGCAUGACAAUGAUCCCAAAACACCGCCCGGGCAACGAAGGAGUGGCUUCGUAAGAAGCAUUUCAAGGUCCUGGAGUCUCCAGAUCUCAACCCCAUAAAAAAUCUUUGGAGGGAGUUGAAAGUCCGUGUUGCCCAGCGACAGCCCCAAAACAUCACUGCUCUAGAGGAGAUCUGCAUGGAGGAAUGGGCCAAAAUACCAGCAACAGUGUGUGAAAACCUUGUGAAGACUUACAGAAAACGUUUGACCUGUGUCAUUGCCAACAAAGGGUAUAUAAGAAAGUAUUGAGAAACUUUUGAUUUUCAUGUCAAAACCGUAAUUCACUUAGGAGCUGUGACAUCCUAAAACAGCAACCAACGAACACGCAUUGUUGCUUGGCAACAUUUUUCUAUACCAAGAACUAGAACAAAUGCUGCUAAUAAGCAAAAAGUGCUGGGACAUUUAUGAAGCAAUUUGCCCGCACUGCAACAACCUCUUUGUGAGCUAGAAAAUGCUUGUUAGGAUACAUGUUUCUGUGAUUUCCAUUUCCUGUGAGUGAGUGUUAUAUUCAUGAAAUACUUGACAUGAUUACUCUCCAGAAACAUCUGCUAAGCAAUCUUAUAUAGAGUCUAAAGAACAGUCCUUGGGCUUGUUUUCCUAGUCUUCUAUUCUUUAAUCUGCCUCUGUUAGUAAUCUUGCAGGUAUUAUUUCACAUUUGGCAUCCAGAUCAUGUGGCUUUACUAGGAGUAUAUGGUAAUGAUUUUGUCCUUCUCCUAUGAGAACAAUCACAACUCUCAAUAUAACAGCAGAUCCUACCAUAUAAAUACAGUAUCUAUCUCUAACUACAGCAGCUAGCUACAGUGGGGAAAAAAGUAUUUAGUCAGCCACCAAUUGUGCAAGUUCUCCCACUUAAAAAGAUGAGAGAGGCCUGUAAUUUUCAUCAUAGGUACACGUCAACUAUGACAGACAAAAUGAGAAAAAAAAAUCCAGAAAAUCACAUUGUAGGAUUUGUAAUGAAUUUAUUUGCAAAUUAUGGUGGAAAAUAAGUAUUUGGUCAAUAACAAAAGUUUCUCAAUACUUUGUUAUAUACCCUUUGUUGGCAAUGACACAGGUCAAACGUUUUCUGUAAGUCUUCACAAGGUUUUCACACACUGUUGCUUGUAUUUUGGCCCAUUCCUCCAUGCAGAUCUCCUCUAGAGCAGUGAUGUUUUGGGGCUGUCGCUGGGCAACACAGACUUUCAACUCCCUCCAAAGAUUUUCUAUGGGGUUGAGAUCUGGAGACUGGCUAGGCCACUCCAGGACCUUGAAAUGCUUCUUACGAAGCCACUCCUUCGUUGCCCGGGCGGUGUGUUUGGGAUCAUUGUCAUGCUGAAAGACCCAGCCACGUUUCAUCUUCAAUACCCUUGCUGAUGGAAGGAGGUUUUCACUCAAAAUCUCACGAUACAUGGCCCCAUUCAUUCUUUUCUUUACACGGAUCAGUCGUCCUGGUCCCUUUGCAGAAAAACAGCCCCAAAGCAUGAUGUUUCCACCCCCAUGCUUCACAGUAGGUAUGGUAUUCUUUGGAUGCAACUCAGCAUUCUUUGUCCUCCAAACACGACGAGUUGAGUUUUUACCAAUAAGUUCUUUUUUGGUUUCAUCUGACCAUAUGACAUUCUCCCAAUCCUCUUCUGGAUCAUCCAAAUGCACUCUAGCAAACUUCAGACGGGCCUGGACAUGUACUGGCUUAAGCAGGGGGACACGUCUGCACUGCAGGAUUUGAGUCCCUGGCGGCAUAGUGUGUUACUGAUGGUAGGCUUUGUUACUUUGGUCCCAGCUCUCUGCAGGUCAUUCACUAGGUCCCCCCGUGUGGUUCUGAGAUUUUUGCUCACCGUUCUUGUGAUCAUUUUGACCCCACGGGGUGAGAUCUUGCGUGGAGCCCCAGAUCGAGGGAGAUUAUCAGUGGUCUUGUAUGUCUUCCAUUUCCUAAUAAUUGCUCCCACAGUUGAUUUCUUCAAACCAAGCUGCUUACCUAUUGCUGAUUCAGUCUUCCCAGCCUGGUGCAGGUCUACAAUUUUGUUUCUGGUGUCCUUUGACAGCUCUUUGGUCUUGGCCAUAGUGGAGUUUGGAGUGUGACUGUUUGAGGUUGUGGACAGGUGUCUUUUAUACUGAUAACAAGUUCAAACAGGUGCCAUUAAUACAGGUAACGAGUGGAGGACAGAGGAGCCUCUUAAAGAAGAAGUUACAGGUCUGUGAGAGCCAGAAAUCUUGCUUGUUUGUAGGUGACCAAAUACUUAUUUUCCACCAUAAUUUGCAAAUAAAUUCAUAAAAAAUCAUACAAUGUGAUUUUCUGGGGAAAAAAAAUCUCAAUUUGUCUGUCAUAGUUGACGUGUACCUAUGAUGAAGAUUACAGGCCUCUCUCAUCUUUUUAAGUGGGAGAACUUGCACAAUUGGUGGCUGACUAAAUACUUUUUUCCCCCACUGUAUCUCUAUGGAUCCUACAUUGCAACACGGAUAUGGCCACUGUAAUAUAAUCCUGAUAGAGAUAUGGAUUACUGCCUGUACUGUAUAUAGCCUAGAUAUGGACUUCCUGUAAGGACAAUAUAACCUCACUGAGGUGGGUGGACGAUAGCACAGAAGAGAAGCCCAUAUCAAUCAAUAUGCCAUACUUGAUUUCAUUACCUUCUCUCAGAACUGGUAAAGAUCUGCUGUAGAACACUAAACUAGAGAGAGCUGGGAACCAACUGUGCUCCUUCAUUAUGUUUCAUGAGCAAGCUUAAUGACACACAGCUGCUAAAAGUCAACCGCAAAAAAAACGUACUUGUUUUACAAGGACCUUUUCAAGGACCUGUGAUUACUCAAGUACGUAACAGGCAUUCAUCAUAAUAAUUUCACACUUCUAGGCCCAAUGGAAGUUGCUUGAGUGCUGCUGUUAUUGUCUCUGUCUAUUGAUUGGGCCAGUGUGUGAAUAAAGUGCUUUUCUAUUGGUUCUUAUAAGGUGGCAACACGAAAAGGAAACAGAACAGGAAACGCAUCAUCAUCCAGCUGUCAGCCAAUGGCGGACAGGACUGCCCGGAGGUGUUGACUCAGGAGAGAGACUGUGAAGCGCCGUCUGUCUGUCUGGGAUACAGGUAAGGCUCCAUCACCCUCCAAGACCACUCUACUCAGUAUGUAGUCUCUCUUGACUAAAGAGGUGCCAAGUUAACUACACUCUUAGAAAAAAAGGUGCUAUCUAGAGUCUAAAAUUGUUCUUCAGCUGUCCCCAUAGGAGAACCCUUUGAAGAACCCUUUUUGGUUCUAGGUUGAACCCUUUUGAGUUCCAUGUAGAACCCUUUACACAGAGGGUCAGCCGAAGAGCCCUUUUGGAACCCUUUUUUCUCAGAGUGUAGAGCAAGACUUUGACUCUCAAGAUGACUCAGCUGUGUUCUGUUUCUUGUAUUGCAGGUGGAAGACACAUAAGUGGCGGCGAUGCCAGUUGGUUCCCUGGUCCGUGCGUCAGGACAGUCCUGGAGCUGUGGAGACCUGUGGGCCUGGGCUGCAGGCUAGAGGUGAGCAACAACAUUUUGCAUGCACUAGCUACUCCAUUUGAUUCUCGGGGCGAAGUGUUCAAAUCUGUGCUGACAGAAAUAGUAGAAUCGAACCGUCUAUCCAAACCUCCUCCCUGGCGUGGAUUAGUUACAUUAAGGUUCAAAGACAAAAUGUCAUUGCAGUGGAUUGCUUUGUGUUGAGCUUGACGGAGCUUGACAUAGUGUGGCAACAAUGCAUCUAUCUGACUUCAAUUUCCAAAAUGGUGGCAGUCAGUGAAUUGAGGACAGAGAAUUCUUCUUCCACUCCUUGCAUCAGACCUCUAUUAGAAUCUUGAAGAGAGUAGGCCAUUAUCUGAUCAGAUGAUGAGCACCUUUCAACUUUCGUCUUCACACUCCACAUUAGGCCCCAUUACCUGUAAUGGUAUCUGUGUAGACAUUGACGCAGGUGGAGAGACAAUUCAAUACAGAGCUCUUACUCCUCCUCACUCAAUGCUAUCUGGUCUGUUUGGGUGGGAAAGUCAAUAGACAUUACACUAUGUUCAGUUUCAUCACUUACCCUUGUUCUCAGCUCUGUGUGUGUUUCUAACUGAGAGAACCGGAGACAGAGUGUGCGUAUGAAAUGUAACCCUAUUCCCUAUGUAGUGCACUACUUUUGACUAGAUCACUACAGGGAAUAGGGUGUAAUUUGGAAUGGAAUCUAGAGUCACACCACCUAGUAAUGAGUCAUUCCGGAUCCCACAGUGACAGUACUGUAGGUUAAUCAUCACUUAAAACACGUUCAGGUCUUGAUCGCCUGUGAUGGGACUGCCGUGUUUACAUCCAAAUGCAGCCAAAGGGUAUUAACCAAAUGAGAUUGGGCCAGCAAUAGAAAAUGGCCAACGUGUACCAAAGCUUACUGCCUCACACCAUCCCAACCUCCACCACCCAAUCAUUCCUUUUUCUCACACCAUCCCAACCUCCACCACCCAAUCAUUCCUUUUUCUUUCUUUCUUUCUUUCUUUCUUUCUUUCUUUCUUUCUUUCUUUCUUUCUUUCUUUCUUUCUUUCUUUCUUUCUUUCUUUCUUUCUUUCUUUCUUUCUUUCUUUCUUUCUUUCUUUCUAUAGCUGUCUCAUGCCGGAAGCAAGAUGGGGGUCAAGCGGACAUGGGAGCAUGUCUGAAGUUCGCCAGCUCCAUGCCCUCUCUGACCCAGCCCUGUCAGCUCCCAUGCCAGGAUGACUGCCAGCUAACCACCUGGUCCAAGUUCUCUUCCUGUACACAGGACUGUGUGGGCGUCAAGACCCGCAAGAGGAUGCUAGUGGGUGAGUGGACUGGAGUAGGCCGUACAAGUACCGUAAACUAACUAACUUAGUCCUCUUUGUCUCUGAAUGGACUGGAGUAGGCCGUACAAGUACCGUAAACUAACUAACUUAGUCUUCUUUGUCUCUGAAUGGACUGGAGUAGGCCGUACAAGUACAGUAAACUAACUAACUUAGUCCUCUUUGUCUCUGAAUGGACUGGAGUAGGCCGUACAGUAAACUAACUAACUUAGUCCUCUUUGUCUCUGAGUGGAUUGGAGUAGGCCGUACAGUAAACUAACUAACUUAGUCCUCUUUGUCUCUGGAGGGACACAAUGUGACUGGAGUCUGUCUUAACCACAGCUUGCAAGUACAGUAGAAAUCAUUCCUAAAUGCUGAUACAGGCUCAGAUAUUUUAAUUUCUUUCAUCCCCCUAAUGGUUAAGGUUAGUAUGAGGGUUAGAUCAUAUUUCCUAUGAUCCUGUAGAUCUGUUAAGAGCAGCUUUCUACCUAAAGAGACUUAAGUACUUGACAUGACUUCCAGAGCGACUGAGACAGUAUCACUGCUUAGUCGGAUGCCAGUGUCACAAAUCUCAUUUGGGCAGUCAACGGUCUAAGUGCCCUCCAUGGUAUGCCUUGAGGUCAGUUGAAUGUAUAGCCUAAAGGAUUAUAUAGGAUAAGCCUAUAGGACCCUGGGAUUCUUCAGAUUCUUCAGGAUAAGCUCAUGUUGCUAGAAGUGACUCUUAUCGAAACAAACAAAUAUUUUCACAUGGUCCAAACAAAUAUGUUCACGUUGCGUUUUCACCUGGUCCAAGAUAGUGGAGAUAGAGUAAAAACAUAAAUGAUAUGAUAAUCUCUAUCCUUAAUCUGGAUCCAGGAUACCGGCUUGUUACAAUGUUUAUUUCAAUUCUGGCAGCCAAUGUGGAAUGACCUCAUUCUGGGCUCUCACCAGUUCAAACAAUGACCAUUCGGUAUGUGCUAUUCUCCGGCAGGGCCGGAGCUGUGAUUUAGACACAGGCAGACUGCAUAUCAGUUUUGAUUGAUUGCCUGUCCUUCCUUCCUCCCUUCUCUCUUCCCAGGGAAGAGCAAAAAGCGAGACCAGUGUAAGAACAACCAGGUGUACCCCCUCAGCGAGAUCCAGUACUGCCCCUGUAACAAGUACAAUGCCCAGCCCGUGGGGAACUGGUCGGACUGCAUCCUACCUGAGGGUGGGCGUGUGGAGGGCCAGCUGGGCAUGAAGGUCCAGGGGGACAUCAAGGAGUGUGGCCAGGGCUACCGCUACCAGGCCAUGGUGUGUUACGACCAGGACAACAGACUGGUGGAGACGUCACGGUGCAACAGCCACGGUGAGUCCUAAAGGCCUCUCACCAACAUCCUAUUAUUGUUCAUGUGUAUAAGCUGUAAGUCACCUCGCUAUGUUAUGUUGGUUAGUCUACCUUUGUCACGGUGCAACAGCUACGGUGAGUCACUCGGAGUGUCUGAAACAUCCAGUGUCUCUCUUCAACCUCUACCAUCUCUCAUUAACUCACUUAAAGUUGUAUGCAUUAAACAUAGCCACUGUGAUUUAUACAAGGUGUCUGUAUUUCCAAUUAAAGGCAUGCUCAGUGAUUUGACAUCAUCAUACACAGCGAGACACUUCCUGUUACAGAAAACAACAACGACGAGUGUAGAGAAAUACAAGAUAAGGCAAUUGGAAACACUUUGGUUUUGGUCUUUGGAAUUCUCAUCAAUUUGUUACAGCUCCUUAUUUAAUAAAUUUAGAGAACGUUGUUCCCUUGUUCUCUCCAUCAAGAGAAUAAUUAUUCCACCAUUUACAUAUGUGUUCUAUUGAUUUGUCUCCAUUCAACCCAAUUUGCUGUUAGACUGGGAAUGCAGAGUUUCCCUCAUCUCACUGUCCUUUUCAGCAUCCCCUGAUUGUAAAUUCAAUAGAGAACAAAUUAAUGUGGUAACGGAGUGGAUGCAGGAUGCAGUCGCUCCGCCCCUAGCCCAAAUCUGUCAGAGGAACUUCAAUCAAAUUUCAAUCAAUCAAUCUAAUUUAUUUAUAAAGCCCUUUUUACAUCAGCAAAGUGCUUAUACAGAAACCCAGCCUAAAACCCCAAACAGCAAGCGAUGCAGAUGUAGAACAUCAGAGCUGCUUUCUUCCCAACUAGCUGUAUUAGCAUUUAGGAAUACACAGCAGCAUCGCCAUCGAACCAAUGCAGAGAAGAAAUGUAGGAAUCACAGUGCUGUCGUGUCUUCCAUGUUAACCCGUGGAAGACGCAGCACUUCGUCAAAGUGCUUAUAGCAGUGAGUGGGUUUCAGUGUUUGUUCUCUGUAAAAACCCAACCCUAUGAAUCAUAGCUUCACUUACAGUAUGGGGCCUGUGGUGUUGUUGAUGGUGUAGAACUGUGACGUGAUGAGACGUCACAAGCAAUUGCUAUUGCUGUACUCUAGCUAAUGCUAUUGUAUGUGUACCUCUCCAACACCACUGUGCCCUACACGUCACACUAUGCUUCGGGUGGCAUUUAUUCCAGCUUAAGCAACCAUAGGAGAUCAGUGAUGGUGCUAUAGCUACAGUGGGGAAAAAAAUUAUUUAGUCAGCCACCAAUGGUCCAAGUUCUCCCACUUAAAAAGAUGAUAGAGGCCUGUAAUUUUCAUCAUUGGUACACGUCAACUAUGACAGACAAAUUGAGAAAAAAAUUCCAGAAAAUCACAUUGUAGGAUUUUUAAUGAAUUUAUUUGCAAAUUAUGGUGGAAAAUAAGUAUUUGGUCACCUACAAACAAGCAAGAUUUCUGGCUCUCACAGACCUGUAACUUCUUCUUUAAGAGGCUCCUCUGUCCUCCACUCGUUACCUGUAUUAAUGGCACCUGUUUGAACUUGUUAUCAGUAUAAAAGACACCUGUCCACAACCUCAAACAGUCACACUCCAAACUCCACUAUGGCCAAGACCAAAGAGCUGUCAAAGGACACCAGAAACAAAAUUGUAGACCUGCAGCAGGCUGGGAAGACUGAAUCUGCAACAGGUAAGCAGCUUGGUUUGAAGAAAUCAACUGUGAGAGCAAUUAUUAGGAAAUGGAAGACAUACAAGACCACUGAUAAUCUCCCUCAAUCUGGGGCUCCACGCAAGAUCUCACCCCGUGGGGUCAAAAUGAUCACAAGAACGGUGAGCAAAAAUCCUAGAACCACACGGGGGGACCAAGUGAAUGACCUGCAGAGAGCUGGGACCAAAGUAACAAAGCCUACCAUCAGUAACACACUACGCCGCCAGGGACUCAAAUCCUGCAGUGCCAGACGUGUCCCCCUGCUUAAGCCAGUACAUGUCCAGGCCCGUCUGAAGUUUGCUAGAGUGCAUUUGGAUGAUCCAGAAGAGGAUUGGGAGAAUGUCAUAUGGUCAGAUGAAACCAAAAUAUAACUUUUUGGUAAAAACUCAACUCGUCGUGUUUGGAGGACAAAGAAUGCUGAGUUGCAUCCAAAGAACACCAUACCUACUGUGAAGCAUGGUGGUGGAAACAUCAUGCUUUGGGGCUGUUUUUCUGCAAAGGGACCAGGACGACUGAUCCGUGUAAAGGAAAGAAUGAAUGGGGCCAUGUAUCGUGAGAUUUUGAGUGAAAACCUCCUUCCAUCAGCAAGGGCAUUGAAGAUUAAACGUGGCUGGGUCUUUCAGCAUGACAAUGAUCCCAAACACACCGCCCGGGCAACGAAGGAGUGGCUUCGUAAGAAGCAUUUCAAGGUCCUGGAGUGGCCUAGCCAGUCUCCAGAUCUCAACCCCAUAGAACAUCUUUGGAGGGAGUCGAAAGUCCGUGUUGCCCAGCGACAGCCCCAAAACAUCACUGCUCUAGAGGAGAUCUGCAUGGAGGAAUGGGCCAAAAUACCAGCAACAGUGUGUGAAAACCUUGUGAAGACUUACAGAAAAUGUUUGACCUGUGUCAUUGCCAACAAAGGGUACACAGUGGGGGAAAAAAGUAUUUAGUCAGCCACCAAUUGUGCAAGUUCUCCCACUUAAAAAGAUGAGAGAGGCCUGUAAUUUUCAUCAUAGGUACACAUCAACUAUGACAGACAAAAUGAGGAAAAAAAAUCCAGAAAAUCACAUUGUAGGAUUUUUUAUGAAUUUAUUUGCAAAUUAUGGUGGAAAAUAAGUAUUUGGUCAAUAACAAAAGUUUAUCAAUACUUUGUUAUAUACCCUUUGUUGGCAAUGACACAGGUCAAACGUUUUCUGUAAGUCUUCACAAGGUUUUCACACACUGUUGCUGGUAUUUUGGCCCAUUCCUCCAUGCAGUUCUCCUCUAGAGCAGUGAUGUUUUGGGGCUGUCGCUGGGCAACACAGACUUUCAACUCCCUCCAAAGAUUUUCUAUGGGGUUGAGAUCUGGAGACUGGCUAGGCCACUCCAGGACCUUGAAAUGCUUCUUGCGAAGCCACUCCUUCGUUGCCCGGGCGGUGUGUUUGGGAUCAUUGUCAUGCUGAAAGAUCCAGCCACAUUUCAUCUUCAAUGCCCUUGCUGAUGGAAGGAGGUUUUCACGCAAAAUCACACGAUACAUGGCCCCAUUCAUUCUUUCCUUUACACGGAUCAGUCGUCCUGGUCCCUUUGCAGAAAAACAGCCCCAAAGCAUGAUGUUUCCACCCCCAUGCUUCACAGUAGGUAUGGUGUUCUUUGGAUGCAACUCAGCAUUCUUUGUCCUCCAAACACGACAAGUUCUAUUUUGGUUUCAUCUGACCAUAUGACAUAUGACAUUCUCCCAAUCCUCUUCUGGAUCAUCCAAAUGCACUCUAGCAAACUUCAGACGGGCCUGGACAUGUACUGGCUUAAGCAGGGGGACACGUCUGGCCCUGCAGGAUUUGAGUCCCUGGCGGCGUAGUGUGUUACUGAUGGUAGGCUUUGUUAAUUUGGUCCCAGCUCUCUGCAGGUCAUUCACUAGGUCCCCCCGUGUGGUUCUGGGAUUUUUGCUCACCGUUCUUGUGAUCAUUUUGACCCCACGGGGUGAGAUCUUGCGUGGAGCCCCAGAUCGAGGGAGAUUAUCAGUGGUCUUGUAUGUCUUCCAUUUCCUAAUAAUUGCUCCCACAGUUGAUUUCUUCAAACCAAGCUGCUUACCUAUUGCAGAUUCAGUCUUCCCAGCCUGGUGCAGGUCUACAAUUUUGUUUAUGGUGUCCUUUGACAGCUCUUUGGUCUUGGCCAUAGUGGAGUUUGGAGUGUGACUGUUUGAGGUUGUGGACAGGUGUCUUUUAUACUGAUAACAAGUUCAAACAGGUGCCAUUAAUACAGGUAACGAGUGGAGGACAGAGGAGCCUCUUAAAGAAGAAGUUACAGGUCUGUGAGAGCCAGAAAUCUUGCUUGUUUGUAGGUGAACAAAUACUUAUUUUCCACCAUAAUUUGCAAAUAAAUUCAUAAAAAAUCCUACAAUGUGAUUUUCUCGAUGUUUUUUCUCAAUUUGUCUGUCAUAGUUGACGUGUACCUAUGAUGAAAAUUACAGGCCUCUCUCACCUUUUUAAGUGGGAGAACUUGCACAAUUGGUGGCUGACUAAAUACUUUUUUUCCCCACUGUAUAACAAAGUAUUGAGAAACUUUUGUUAUUGACCAAAUACUUAUUUUCCACCAUAAUUUGCAAAUAAAUUCAUUAAAAAUCCUACAAUGUGAUUUUCUGGAUUUUAUUUUCUCAAUUUGUCUGUCAUAGUUGACGUGUACCUAUGAUGAAAAUUACAGGCCUCUCUCAUCUUUUUAAGUGGGAGAACUUGCACAAUUGGUGGCUGACUAAAUACUUUUUUUCCCCACUGUAUACAGGAGUCACUGGUAUUGUAGCUCUAUUGCUUCAACACCUCAAUUAACCUACCUGAUUGGCUCCCACACGUGCUAUGGAUUAAUUUAUUUUAUUUUUUAUAAUAAUGUAUUAUAUUAUUAUAAUAAAAAAAUGUAUACAUUAAAUUACAAAUAAAUACAAAUAAAAAAAGGAAAAUAAAUUAUAUUAAAAUACAUGGGACAUGAAAAGGUAUAUGGUUACCUACACACCUUUCAAACCAACUUUAGCAUCCAGACACAUUUUUUCUGCCUUUUGUUAUAUCUGAAAGGUGUUGCCGACAUCAAAGCCUAAACUUUUAUAUCCGCAAAAUGACCUAGUCAUGAUCAGAAACAUUUAGUAUGCAAUAAUGUAGCCUAAAUCAAGUGUAGGCCUAUUAUUUUGCUCGAUCACGAGACUAUAAUAUAGAUUGCUAUUAUUUUCUAUCAGUAUCAUGAUUGUAUUUAUUUUACCCUUAUUUUACCAGGUAAGUUAACUGAAAACACAUUCUCAUCUACAGCAACGACCUGGGGAAUAGUUACAGGGGAGAGGAGGGGUGAUGAAUGAGCCAAUUGGAAGCUGGGGAUGAUUAGGUGGCCAUGAUCGCAUGAGGGCCAGAUUGGUAAUUUAGCCAGGACACCAGGGUUAACACCCCUACUCUUAUGAUAAGUGCCACGGGAUCUUUUAGUGACCACAGAGAGUCAGGACACCCAUUUAACAUCCCAUCCGAAAGACGGCACCCAAUCACUGCCCUGGGGCAUUGGGAUAUAUAAUUUUUUUUGACCAGAGGAAGGAAUGCCUCCUAGUGGCCCUAAAACACCACUUCCAGCAGCAUCUGGUGUCCCAUCCAGGGACCGACCAGGACCGACACUACUUAGCUUCAGUAGCAAGCCAGCAGUGGGAUGCAGGGUGGUAUACUCUCAAUGUAAGACCCUACGCCUGCUCCCUAACAAAGUCAAGUGAGGGUAGGAAAGAGAUUGAACGUGGAUAAAAAAAUAAUGUUUUGAAUAAUGUUUCAAAAUAUCACUUUUUUAUAUGACAGCGGUUCCACAUGUUGCCAUGACGCAAGUUGUGUGGGAAAAAUAUUUGUUUUAUUUUAUUCUGUUAUAUUUCAUUAUAUUCUUAGCCUACUAUAAAACAUAUGUGUGUUGACUGUAAUCAGGGUAGCCUAAGUGUGUCUUGUCUGUUUAAUGAACAAAAUAACUAUUGAUUUCAGCCAUGUAGCCUAUAGACUGCACAUACCAGUAACAUAAUUAAACUCAAAAUAUGCCAUUCUAUUCUGUUGAAAUGACAUGUUAUUAGUCUUAUGUUUCUUAGGACCUGCCUAAAACCAAUGAUUAAUGGAUUUCUUUGUGAUGGUGUAUAUUCAAUGGAUUUAUUAAAAUAGAUGUCCACCCACAUCGGCCCAUGUCUACUCCCACUCCUAAACUUGCCGCCAUGUGCACGGGAGAUAUAAAAGGCUUAUCCAAGCAAGAAUGUGGUAAAAAUGGGACUGUAUGAAUUGGGUUCUAAAAAACAUUGUCUGUUUUCUUUUACAGGCAACAUACCAUAAAGUCUGUCUGUAAACGGUACUAUAGUGACAAUUGAAUUCCCUGCUUUACGUGGGCAUGGCAGGAUGGAUCCAUGUUAAAACCGAUAACGGGGAUGACUGGAGAGGUUGACAGUGAGCAAUCAAUGGGUGUGUUCUGAUAUGAUGGCCGGGUAUUAGUGUGAGUGGGAUUGCAGGUUCUGAGAAGCAGUGAUCAACAGGCAGACUCUUAUUGCCAGUGGUAUGACAGUAGUGGGGCGGGCACUGACAUUAUAGAGAGAUUGUAUGUCUUACAGUAGCUUCUCUACUACAGUAUACUGUUGGGAAAAAUGGUGCAGCAUAGAACCAAAAGGGUUUAAUAGCAUGUUUCAUAUGGCCAUCAAAAUGGCUCUAUAUAGAACCACAAAAACUAAACAAAAUCUGCAGUGUAUCUGUAGUAGCAUUACUGCAUCUGAAGAGUGUUUGUAAAUUACAUGGGUCAGUUCCUCGGGAAUUGGAUUGAUCUGAUUUGUCUUUUCAUUUCCAAAUAGUUGUUUUUGUGGGUCUUUUGGGAAUGGUAACCAGGUGACCUCCUUAAAAUGUAGAGGAAUUCUAAGUAUGUAACCAGACAAAGCCCAAAUACAAUGAGAUUAGGGGGUAAUCUAUUUGUAAAAACCCUGUUAGUCUUUGUUUGUAAAAUGUCCUAGAGGGAAAAAUAAACUACACUGUAUUUGUUCUUAUGAUCUCAUCUUACUUCAGCAAGUUCAAAAUCAUACAUUUGCCAGAUGUGAAAUAGUCUAAGAAAAAAUAAUUUAAACUCUAAAAUUCCUAAUUCGUAAUAUGUUCAUGUAUUUUCCACUGCUGUGGAUCCUCUCAGGUUACUGUGUUGUGAGCCACAACUUGUGACCUAGCUCCAGUAGCAGUAGUAGUAACACUCGAAACAGCUAAGAGCACUGACCUCCCUGCUCUUUCAGUGGACCAACGAGGAUCAGUAUCCACCCUCACCCAGAUAAAAAUAAAUAACAAGCAGAGAGAGAGGCACUCCUGCCAAAACCCCAUUAAUCAUUGCCUCUCUCCCUCCCACCAUCUCUCUCUCUCUUCCUCCAUCCAUCUCUCGCUGUCUGUCUCUCUCUCUCUCUCUCUUUCUCUCCGUUCUCUCUGUCUCUUUCUCUCUCUCUUGCUCUCUCUCUCUAUCUCUCUCUCCGACUGGCUCGCCCAGAAAACAACAGCCUUCUAAAUCGCACAACAGGCUGCUCCCCUCUUCUUCCAUUGUGUUUGCCAAGCUCCAGUAAACAGUGUUAUAAUGCUGUUUGUAGCACAGCACUGCCAUCUCAGUUAUUUAUAAUCCUCUCUGUAACUUUUUAUCCGUGUCAGUAGGAAUGUUGGAUUUACUCCAGGUGCUGUUUCAUUGAGAUAUUUUACAGUUGAAAGUUUCCAGAAUUUUGCAACCCAAUUUCACAGUAUGUUGUAUAACUGAAUACAGUAGCUUGAUGCAUCACCAACUGUGUAAACUGAUACAGAUACUGUCAGAUGAUGAAACUAUACUGAAGCCUAGUUGUCUCUCUUUGUGGUUUCAGGGUAUAUUGAGGAGGCUUGCAUAAUCCCCUGUCCGUCUGACUGUAAGCUCAGUGAGUGGUCCAACUGGUCACGAUGCAGCAAGUCCUGCGGCAGCGGGGUCAAAGUGCGUUCCAAGUGGCUGAGGGAGAAGCCUUACAACGGUGGUCGACCGUGCCCCAAACUGGACCAUGUCAACCAGGUGAGUGGGGGAUGUUCAUCACUCUUGGCCCUGUCUAGAAACAACCACUAGCCCUUACCCCAAAGACACAUGGAGAGAUCUGAGAGGAUUGGACAGAUUCUUUCCAUAUUGCUUAAACUUAUCACAUCUCCACAACUUAGUGUCUAGGGGGUAGAGGGUAAGGGAUAAGGGUUGUUUCUGGACAAGAAUAGAACAUGGUAGAGGGUAGAUGUCCCUGGCUUGUUUUAAUGUUUAAAUAAAAUACUUAGAUUAUGAUUUAAUGCAUUAGAUUAAAGGAACCAUGACAGUGUUUAUUUUUUAAUGAACCCAGAGUGGACAUCUUUCAGUGUUUUAUUCAAUGCUUGUACCCAUUUAUAUUUGAGUUAUUUAGCAGAUGCUCUAUCCAGAGCGACUUACAGGAGAAAUUCGAGUUAAGUGCCUUGCUCAAGAGCACAUCGGCAGAUUUGUGCACCUUGUCGGCUCGGGAAUUCGAACCAGCAACCUUUCGGUUGCCGGCCCAACGCUCUAACCGCUAGGCUACCUGCCAUGUAAGAUUAAAGAAGGGGAAGGAACUGUGAACUCUAUGCUCCUACAGAGAAACAAGAGAACAUGUUGUACUGCAUUCUAAUAAUCUGUUUCCCCGCUGUUCUUUUCUUCUUUUCCUGGGUGUAUGAACUGACACCAUCCAUAGGCUCAGGUGAGUGACUUGUCAUUGCCUUUUAUAGUGUUUUUGUACAGUUCAAUGUAUGCGCUAGCUCAAAUCUGCUCUUUACUAUUUCAUCAUAAACAGAUUUGGUACAAUACAUGCAUUUUUGCUAUGGGAUGGAUGGUGGUGUGACCGUUGGUGGCUAACGGUCUAGUGGUCUCUCACAAGGUGUAUGAGGUGGUGCCGUGUCUCAGUGACUGUGGUCAGUACGUGUGGGUGGCUGAACCCUGGAGUGUCUGGAAAGUCAGCAACGUGGACCUGAAGGAGAACUGUGGAGAAGGAGUGCAGACCAGAAAAGUCAGGUACGGACGAUCAGCUCUUAUAGGUACAACAACCUAUUUGACUUUAUUCAUUUUAGCUCCUAGUGGAGUGAAGGGCCGCGACAGUCUCUCCAACUAACCCUGUUCUGUGACGUUUACUUAGCUUCAUUCAUUCAAGGUGAUUCCUUCCUUCUUCACCUCGUCUUCAUCUCCUCUACAACAGCCAACAAUAAUUGUAUCAUAUUUUCAAAUCAAAUCAAAUUUUAUUGGUCACAUACACAUAUUUAGCAGAUGUUAUUGCGAGUGUAGCGAAAUGCUUGUGUUCCUAGCUCCAACAGUGCAGUAGUACCUAACAAUUCACAACAAUACACAAAUCUAAAAGUAAAAUAAUAGAAUUAAGAAAUACAGUAUAUAAAUAUUAGGACGAGCAAUGUCGGAGUGGUAUUGACAAAAAUACAGUAGAAUAGAAUACAGUAUAUACAUAUGAGAUGAGUAAAGCAGUAUGUAAACAUUAUUAAAGUGACUAGUGUUCCAUUAUUAAAGUGGCCAGUGAUUCCAUGUCUAUGUAUAUUGGGCAGCAGCCUCUAAGGUGCAGGGUUGAGUAACUGGGUGGUAGCCGGCUAGUGAUGGCUAUUUAACAGUCUGAUGGCCUUGAGAUAGAAGCUGUUUUUCAGUCUCUCGGUCUUGCUAACUUAUCGUCCCCCCUCUGUCCAGGUGUAUGCAGAAUACUAUCGAUGGGCCGUCAGACUCUGUGGAGGAUUACCUGUGUGACCCAGAGGAGAUGCCACUAGGGGCCAGAGACAGCCAGCUGCCCUGCCCUGAGGAAUGUGUCCUGUCUGACUGGGGGGCCUGGAGCCGCUGCUCACUGGUAAGGACAGAUACUGAUUACCUUGUUGUUUUAUCAUGUGCUGUUGGUGACCACUGAUACCUUGUUGUUUUAGCACCUAUUUUAUCACUGCAAUAUUUCAGAUAUUUUUGUGUUUUCUGGGUUUAGUUGGGAGCUAAGUAAUAUCCAUUUCAUUAGGUGGACCAAUGCAGGACUAUUCUAAUCUGUUAUAUUUUAAGGCUGUGGUGCAGGACACAUACUCAAAGCAAGAGUAGACUGCUUAAAGGGUUAACUAUCACCUGAAAAGCCCAAAGGUAUUAUGCUUCUGACCAUGGAUCUCUGUCUCACACCUUAACAUAUGGUAACUGGGCAAUCAUGCCAAGUGUCCACUUUCUAUUUAACCUGUUUCGGCCAUUUUCCCAUGGUGAGAAAUCCAAUUCACAGCAGAGCUCUUGCCAGCAACUCUCACUUUGGGUUUGCACCAAUUUAAGCGAUAGCCAUUCGGUAAGUGUGAUUCUCCUGUUGGGCUCUCACCAGUUUAGAAUGAUGCCAUUCGGUAAGUGUGAUUCUCCAGCAAGGCUCGUACCCAUUUAGGUGAUGUCCAUUUGGUAUGUGUUAUGUUCCUACUGGGCUCUCACCAAUUCAGUAUGAUGCUCCGGCAAGGCUUGCACCAAUUUAAGUGAUGUCUAUUCAGUAUGUGUUAUUCUCCGGUGGGAUAAUAGCUGUGGUUUAUCCUGAGAAAUUAAAGAAGGGAGAGAGGGUGGGAUAACUUUCAGCAGGGAAGAGGAUCUCAUGCAGCUCUAAAUAGUAUGCUGUGACCAAGGUAUUAUAGGAAAAUCUCUGGUGGAAGGAGGGGACCACCGUGUCGGUGUCUGUGUGUGUGUGUGCGCGUGUGGGAGAGUGCUGUGGAAACGUGUGUCUGUGAAACGUGCGUGAAAGUGUGAGCGUGUGUGUGUGCCCGUGGUGAACCUCUAGUGGGAAAAGGAGUCAACCGUGUCUCAUGCCCUGCCAUUCCCAGGCACUCUGCUACGGAUCCGUUGGGAAAGUUAAUGAUCAUGGAUACGAAAUAUGUCCCUGCAUAAGCAGGGGGAGACAGCACUCCAAAUUGAAAUGGUCUGAAACGACUUGAAUAGACCAGUUUAUCUUGUAAGGGUUGGUUGGGGAAAAUAGGCAGAGGUGGAAAUAGACAGAGGAUAAUGUAGGGAAAAAUAUAUAUUCAUGGCAAACCUUUUUCGAUUUGCUGGUCGGAAAGUGGUAACUUCACUUUAACAGGGUUUCAUAUUUGGUUUGCAUUAAACGUCAAACUAAAAGUGGAUUCCCUGACUUCUUGCUUUUGGUCUAGGCCAGGUUACUGUAAAAGCACUUAGUGACAAUGACUGAUGUAGAAAGGGCUUUAUAAAUUAAUCUGUUUGACUGAUUGAUUGACUUCUUCUCUGGUUUAAGCCAUGCAACAAAAUCAGCACUCGGGAGAGGACAGCAUUCCCCAUCCGCCAACCAGGAGAGGGAAAGCUGUGCCCCAAUACCACAGAGACAGAGCCCUGCAGCCUCAACAGCAACUGCUAUCACUACUCCUAUAACAUCACCGGUAAGCCAAAUGUCAGUCUGGAUUACUGCAUGCAAUGGAUGGUACCAGAGCCAUAUAUCAAUAUGGAAAUAUAUGGCUCUGGAUGGUAAAUACAGAAUUGAAUGUGAUCUUACCUCAAGUAUUUUUAGACCGCAUGACAUUUGAGAUUAAUGAAGUGCACUCGAGAGGAAAAGGGGUUGGGAUGUAAGCAGUCUCUUUUUUCACCUCAGGUUUCUUAUGCUUCUUUUUCAUGCAGAUUGGAGCACCUGUCAGCUGAGUGAGAGAGCUGUGUGUGGUAGUGGCAUCAAGACGCGCAUGCUGGACUGCGUACGAAGCGACGGAAAGUCUGUCGACCUCAAGUUCUGUGAAGAGGUGUGUGUUCUUCUCUUUCUAUUCCAUAGCUCAUUAGUCAUUAAUGAGAGUGAUUCUUCUGUCUUCAGAGUCCAGACAGGUUGCUGUUUGUGUGUUGCCUAGACAACUUGGGAACAGGGCAGAAGAAGAAUCUCUCAUACGCCACAAAUGGCCCAAUACAUUAUUUUUGUUUUCUUGUCUCUUUUAGCUGGGGCUGGACAGGAAGUGGCAGAUGAACGCUUCCUGUGUGGUGGAGUGUCCUGUCAACUGCCAGCUAUCUGAUUGGUCACCCUGGUCCGAAUGCACACAAAACUGUGGAUUAGCAGGUACGUCACCAUCUCCUUAACCCACUCUUUGUGACAAAAAUAUGAUUCCAUGUUAGAAUGCUGAGAAUGCGUUCAAGGCUAAUCAAACCCAAUUCUGAAGGGCUAGCCACAACAAAGAAGUAACAGAGAACUUAUUAAGUGGUCCAUUCACCUGUCUAUUUCACCUAUCUAUUUUUCUAUUGAUCCAAGCAUAGUGGAUAGUCUGUGACUAGAAGUCAUUUGACUACAGUACCAGUCAAAAGUUUGGACACACCUACUCAUUCAAGGGUUUUUCUUUAUUUUUACUAUUUUCUACAUUGUAGAAUAAUAGUGAAGACAUCAAAACUAUGAAAUAACACAUAUGGAAUCAUGUAGUAACCAAAAAAGUGUUAAACAAAUCAAAAUAUAUUUUAUAUUUGAGAUUCUUUAAAUAGCCACCCUUUGCCUUGAUGACAGCAUUGCACACUCUUGGCAUUCUCUCAACCAGCUUCACCUGGAAUGCUUUUACAACAGUCUUGAAGGAGUUCACACAUAUGCUGAGCACUUGUUGGCUGCUUUUCCUUCACUCUGCCGUCCGACUCAUCCCAAACCAUCUCAAUUGGGUUGAGGUCGGGUGAUUGUGGAGGCCAGGUCAUCUGAUGCAGCACUCCAUCACUCUCCUUCUUGGUCAAAUAGCCCUUACACAGCCUGGAAGUGUGUUUUGGGUCAUUGUCCUGUUGAAAAACAAAUGAUAGUCCCACAAUGCGCAAACCAGAUGGGAUGGCGUAUCGCUGCAGAAUGCUGUGGUAGCCAUGCUGGUUAAGUGUGCCUUGAAAUCUAAAUAAAUCACAGACAGUGUCACCAGCAAAGCACCCCUACACCAUAACACCUCCUCCUCCAUGCUUCACAGUGUGAACUACACAUGCGGAGAUAAUUCGUUCACCCACACCGCGUCUCACAAAAACACGACGGUUGGGACCAAAAAUCUCACAUUUGGACACAAAUUUCCACCGGUCUAAUGUCCAUUGCUCGUGUUUCUUUGCCCAAGCAGGUCUCUUCUUAUUAUUGGUGUCCUUUAAUAGUGGUUUCUUUGCAGAAAUUCGACAAUGAAGGCCUGAUUCACAUAGUUCCUUCUGAACAGUUGAUGUUGAGAUGUGUCUGUGACUUGAACUCUGUGAAGCAUUUAUUGGGCUACAAUUUCUGAGGCUGGUAACUCUAAUGAACUUAUCCUCUGCAGCAAAGGUAACUCUGGGUCUUCUAUUCCUGUGGCGGUCCUCAUGAGAGCCAGUUUCAUCAUAGCGUUUGAUGGUUUUUGCAAAUACACUUGAAGAAACUUUCAAAGUUCUUGAAAUGUUCUGUAUUGACUGACCUUCAUAUCUUAAAGUAAUGAUGGACUGUUGUUUCUCUUUGAUUAUUUGAGCUGUUCUUGCCAUAAUAUGGACUUGGUCUUUUACCAAAUAGGGCUAUCUUCUGUAUACCCCCCUACCUUAUCACAACACAACUGAUUGGCUCAAAUAAAUUCCGCAAAUUAACUUUUAAGAAGGCACACCUGUUAAUUGAAAUGCAUUCCAGGUGACUACCUCAUGAAGCUGGUUGAGAGAAUGCCAAGAGUGUGCAAGAUUGUCAUCAAGGCAAAGGGUGGCUAUUUGAAGAAUCUCAAAUCUCAAAUAUAUUUGGAUUUGUUUAACACUUUUUUGGUUACUACAUGAUUCCAUAUGUGUUAUUUCAUAGUAUUGAUGUCUUCACUAUUAUUCUACAAUGUAAAAAAUUGUAAAAAUAAAGAAAAACCCUUGAAUGAGUAGAUGUUCUAAAACUUUUGACUGUAUGUAGUGUUGAAGUCGUAAGUUUACAUAAACCUUAGCCAAAUACAUUUAAACUCAGUUUUUCACAAUUCCUGACAUUUAAUCCUAUUAGAAAUUCCCUGUCUUAGGUCAGUUAGGUUCACCACUAUAUUUUAAGAAUGUGAAAUGUCAGAAUAAUAGUAGAGAGAAUGAUUUAUUUCAGCUUUUAUUUCUUACAUCCCAUUCCCAGUGGGUCAGAAGUUUACAUACACUCAAUUAGUAUUUGGUAGCAUUGCCUUUAAAUUGUUUCACUUGGGUCAAACGUUUCCACAAGCUUCCCACAAUAAGUUGGGUGAAUUUUGGCCCAUUCCUCCUGACAGAGCUGGUGUAACUGAAUCAGGUUUGUAGGCCUCCUUGCUCGCACACGCUUUUUCAGUUCUGCCCACAAAUGUUCUAUAGGAUUGAGGUCAGGGAUUUGUGAUGGCCACUCCAAUACCUUGACUUUGUUGUCCUUAAGCCAUUUUGCCACAACUUUGGAAGUAUGCUUGGGGUCUUUGUCCAUUUGGAAGACCCAUUUGCGACCAAGCUUUAACUUCCUGACUGAUGUCUUGAGAUGUUGCUUCAAUAUAUCCACAUAAUUUUCCUUCCUCAAGAUGCCAUCUAUUUUGUGAAGUGCACUAGUCCCUCCUGCAGCAAAGCACCCCCACAGUAUGAUGCUGCCACCCCCGUGCUUCAUGGUUGGGAUGGUGUUCUUUGGCUUGCAAGCGUCCCCCUUUUUCCUCCAAACAUAACGAUGGUCAUUAUGGCCAAACAUUUAUAUUAUUAUUUCAUCAGACUAGAGGACAUUUCUCCAAAAAGUAUGAUCUUUGUCCCCAUGUGCAGUUGCAAACCGUAGUCUGGGUUUUUAAUGGCAGUUUUGGAGCAGUGGCUUCUUCCUUGCUGAGCGGCCUUUCAGGUUAUGUCGAUAUAGGACUCGUUUUACUGUGGAUUUAGAUACAAUUGUACCAUUUUCCUCCAGCAUCUUCACAUGGUCCUUUGCUGUUGUUCUGGGAUUGAUUUGCACUUUUCGCACCAAAGUACGUCAAUCUCUAGGAGACAGAACGCGUCUCCUUCCUGAGCGGUAUGACGGCUGCGUGGUCCCAUGGUGUUUAUACUUGCGUAGUAUUGUUUGUACAGAUGAACGUGGUACCUUCAGGUGUUUGGAAAUUGCUCCCAAGGAUGAACCAGACUUAUGGAGGUCAACAAUUGUUUUUCUGAGAUCUUGGCUGAUUUCUUUUGAUUUUCCCAUGAUGUCAAGCAAAGAGGCACUGGAUUUUAAGGUAUGCCUUGAAAUACAUCCACAGGUACUCCUCCAAUUGACUCAUAUUAUGUCAAUUAGCCUAUCAGAAGCUUCUAAAGCCAUGACAUCAUUUUCUGGAAUUUUCCAAGCUGUUUAAAGGCACAGUCAACUUAGUGUAUGUAAACUUCUGACCCACUGGAAUUGUGGUACAGUGAAUUAUAAGUGAAAUAAUCUGUCUGUAAACAAUUGUUGGAAAAAUGACUUGUGUCAUGCACAAAGUAGAUGUCCUAACCGACUUGCCAAAACUAUAGUUUGUUAACAAGAUAUUUAUGGAGUGGUUGAAAAACGAAUUUUAAUGACUCCAACCUAAGUGUUUGUAAACUUCCGACUUCAACUGUAUCUAUCCAUCCAAGUAUAUUAUAGUCCACAUUAUAGCACUGUAUAUUAUAGUAUAGGGUGUGAAUUUGAAGGCAUGGUGGGUAGUCUGUGAGUCAUUCCUCAUUGCAGGUUCACAGAGCUGCUGAUCAACAGCACACACAGCUCAGAAACAGCCAGAGCCUCUCCUCCGAGGUAAUGGCUGAAACGGGAAGCGUUUUAUGAUGUGAGAGAGAAACGAUUGUGAGCCUUAAACCAACUGAGAGUGAUGGAGGAAUGGGGGAGGGAUGAUGAUGUCCUCGUGUGUAAUUCUAUAGGAUCAGAGGAUUGAUUGGCGGUCCAUUAAAACUGUGUGCUCUGGGCCUGAGGGACCACUCCACCACUCCAGGAGUCCUUAAGAGCACUGGCCAGUGUCGUAGUUGGCCAGAGAGCAAAUACAGGCCAAGAUAUGAAAGCUAUACAGGCUCUAGCUAUUAUGGGAGCCCUUAAUCUGUCCCCAGGCAACAUGAGGAUUUGCCACAGGAUAGAGUAGCAGCAGUUGAACCACAGGAAGAGGAGAGGAAGAAAACAGCUUCUCACACUCACUACUUUUCUUCCUGGAGUAGAUUUUUAAUCUCCAUGUCGGAUGGCAGGACACAGUUACGUUGAGUAGCUAAUAUCUGUUCCUGAGCCAGGAAUAGCAAUGAGUUGCAGGUUAUAGUUUUUUUUCUAAAGGAAAUGGAGACACCAGGAAGCACCAAUGUGUCGUAUCAAUCAGUGUGAUGUAAACACCAACACAGGCACGCGCAGGCACACACGCACGCACACACACACACACACACACACACACACACACACACACACACACACACACACACACACACACACACACACACACACACACACACACAAACACAAUUACUUUCAAAGACAUUCAAAUACAUUUUAAUAUUGGAACGUAUUUGGAAAUACACUUGGAAAUCAUUUGACAAUACUUUCAAAUACUUACAAUAGAAGUAGUUGAUUCCCGCCAUAUUAUUUGAAAAUAUUCAAAGAAAAAUAAGUAUUUCAUAAUAAAUACUCCAAUGUAUUUGAACCCAGGUCUUUCACACACACAUACACACACACAAACACACACACACACACACACACACUAGUUUCCCAGGGCAUAUCAGACCUGUGUGCAUAGAUAAUCACAGUCAUGUGUGUUCCUCGGCCAAACACUGAUAGCGACAGCUGGCACUAGCUUCAUCCUUUCCCAGCGGCCCACCCAGUCACACACUGCUCCUCACCCCCAAACUCACCGCUGCCAUAGACCACCUGUCGAGUGAGUAGAUGAGUAGAGAGACAGCACCGGAGAGCACAGAAUCAGAAUCCCCUUGGAGAAUAAUAGUUACCAUGGCAGCACACAAUAGUGAACCUCCCCUUGAGUGAACCACCUUUAAAAAAAGCACACGAGAGAAUCUCAGGAAAACCCUGACUGCUGAUAAAAAAUAACUGGGAGUUUACUUCUCUCACGGUUUCACAGGGUCUAAACCCUUUGAAGGAAGGAGAGACCCUCUACGGGGGCACACAUCAUGGCAUGCAUCAUGGAAUGACAUGGAAUCACUGGCCACUUUAAUAACGUUUACAUACCGCAUCUCAUAUGUAUAUACUGUAUUCUAUUCUACUGUAUUUUAGUCAAUGCCACAUCGACAUUGCUCGUCCUAAUAUUUAUAUAUUUCCUUAUUCCAUACUUUUACUUUUAGAUUUUUGUAUUGUUGUGAAUUGUUAGAUACUACUGCACUGUUGGAGCUAGGAACACAAGCAUUUCGCUACACUCGCAAUAACAUCUGCUAAAUAUGUGUAUGUGACCGAUAACAUUUGAUUUGAUCACGGUGGGUUCACCAGCAGAUGAAUUGGUAGCUGUGUGAGACUAGAGAAUAGCUGCAGGCUUCACCAAGCCCGGGGGACUCCGUUCUAAUUGUGUUCAACAUUAAGGAGCAGUAUAUGCCUCUCAGGCCCUGUGCGUGUGCAGUCAGCCUUGGAGAAAAUAACACUGCCACAUGGAGAUAAUAUCAAUUACGUCUACAGUGUACCGCAGAGAAGGAAAGUGGCGAAUGUAUUCGAGGGAUGGGAACUUCAUUUGAUGUAGCAUCAACUGAAUUGAUAUUAUGAACAAAAUAUAGACAGGGAGUGGAGCUAGGAGUAUAGUAGAGGACUGGCCACCCCUCUGAGCCUGGUUCCUCUCUAGUGGAGCUAUAGGAGUAUAGUAGAGGACUGGCCACCCCUCUGAGCCUGGUUCCUCUCUAGUGGAGCUAUAGGAGUAUAGUAGAGGACUGGUCACCCCUCUGAGCCUGGUUCCUCUCUAGUGGAGCUAGGAGUAUAGUAGAGGACUGGCCACCCCUCUGAGCCUGGUUCCUCUCUAGUGGAGCUAUAUGAGUAUAGUAGAGGACUGAUCACCCCUCUGAGCCUGGUUCCUCUCUAGUGGAGCUAUAGGAGUAUAGUAGAGGACUGAUCACCCCUCUGAGCCUGGUUCCUCUCUAGUGGAGCUAUAGGAGUAUGUAGAGGACUGUCACCCCUCUGAGCCUGGUUCCUCUCUAGUGGAGCUAUAGGAGUAUAGUAGAGAACUGGCCACCCCUCUGAGCCUGGUUCCUCUCUAGUGGAGCUAUAGGAGUAUAGUAGAGGACUGAUCACCCCUCUGAGCCUGGUUCCUCUCUAGUGGAGCUAUAGGAGUAUAGUAGAGGACUGGCCACCCCUCUGAGCCUGGUUCCUCUCUAGUGGAGCUAUAGGAGUAUAGUAGAGGACUGGCACCCCUUUGAGCCUGGUUCCUCUCUAGUGGAGCUAUAGGAGUAUAGUAGAGGACUGGCCACCCCUCUGAGCCUGGUUCCUCUCUAGUGGAGCUAUAGGAGUAUAGUAGAGGACUGGCACCCCUCUGAGCCUGGUUCCUCUCUAGUGGAGCUAUAGGAGUAUAGUAGAGGACUGGCCACCCCUCUGAGCCUGGUUCCUCUCUAGUGGAGCUAUAGGAGUAUAGUAGAGGACUGGCCACCCCUCUGAGCCUGGUUCCUCUCUAGUGGAGCUAUAUGAGUAUAGUAGAGGACUGGUCACCCCUCUGAGCCUGGUUCCUCUCUAGUGGAGCUAUAGGAGUAUAGUAGAGGACUGGCCACCCCUCUGAGCCUGAUUCCUAUCUAGCUUUCUUCCAAGGUACCUUUUUUCUAGUGAGUUUUACCUGGCCCCUGUGAUUCUUAUUUUGCAUUGCUUGCUCUUUGGGGUUUUCGGCUGGGUAUAAUAAUAUAAUAUAAUAAUAUGCUCUUUAGCAGCCGCUUUUAUCCAAAGCGACUUACAGUCAUGCAUGCACACAUUUUUGUGUAUGGGUGGUCCCGGGGAUCAAACCCACUACCCUGGCGUUACAAGCGCCGUGCUCUACCAGCUGAGCUACAGAGGACCACCCAUCUGUAAAGCACUUUGUUACAACUGCUGAUGUAAAUAAAGAGGGCUUUAUAAAAUACAAUUUAAUUUGAUCAACUGAUUUGAGUUAGGAGGGGAGUAAUUGUGACUGUGAAGGAAAUACUGUACAUGGGACAAUUGACCUGUAAGAGUUAAGUACCGGGUUAGAAUGGAUGGUCCUAUAGGCAAGCACUGUGGAUGGAUGGUCCUAGAACAGGGAUGUCGAUGGAUGAGACAAUUAUAUUUUUUGUUAUUCAAUUUUCAUAGUGCUAUAGUUUACAGGACCUCGUUUUUGAAGUGGUAUGCAUUACUGAAAGUGAAUGUAUUAUAUCAUUUUGGGAUAGUUACGUUUUAAGAAUGCGGUAGGCAGAAAUGCUAAACCCCAUGCGUUUCCCAUGAGACACCAUCUAAUUGACUGAGUUAUAUCAGGUCUAUCCCCCGGGCCCCUCACUUAACAUGCAGGGUGUAUUUUUGGUAGAAGGAGCACUCCUUCCUGUCCCCCAUUACUCAUUCCCCUGACAUUACACAGUCUCUUCAAUUCCAUUUGUAAACAACAGAAGAGUAUGAAUAUUCAGAAUGACUACGGGCGUUGGAAUUACUAUCUAAAAUUGCACCACAAGAUUAAAUCAUUUGAAGGAUAGCAGAACUUGGAGGGAGAGGGAGAGGGAGGGAGAGAGAGAGAGAGAGAGAGAGAGAGAGAGAGAGAGAGAGAGAGAGAGAGAGAGAGAGAGAGAGAGAGAGAGAGAUAAUCGUGUAAUGUGAUAGUGAUCUUUUACAGUGAAGCCCCUCAAAGAGCCUCAUAUCAUUGUGAUGGAACUGGAUAUGAGUCAUAUACAUGAUAGAGUAUAUCUGGGGGCGUCUAUGAUUCUGUUACCACAAUACCGUAUUCUCUACUUAAAGAACUUAAAAGACUCCCAAUCUUUAAUGACAUUACAAGGAUGUAUUCAGUCAUGACUGGUUGGGAACCACAUUUCUGGCAUAUGUUUUAAUAUGUUGAGAAAAAAAAUUCUUCCCCCCAGCACAAUAAGAAUGCAUGUUUAACAAUUUUUGUUUUGUUGACUAUCCAAAAAAACAAAAGACCUAAUUUGUUUUGGACAGGGCCUUGGACACUCCAUCAUCCACUUGACAGACAGAAGUGUGAAAUAACUAAAAUUACUAAUGGCGCAUUCGUAAAUUCACUCUGGCUAUCUACUCCGAUUUCAGAGCACUCUCGUCUGAGUGUGCCAUAGUGCAGAAUAACUGAAUAUGAACAGUGUCAGUAAACGUCGGCAAAAAAGUGUAAUUAAAUUGUUGCCAGCAGCACAGUUACAGUCACUAACGCUCUAGACAACAUGAAAACAGCCUAACCACCUCUGCUAGGGCGAGUAAAAUAGUCAGAGUGAGGUGUUCUCUCAUUUGUGUCUGGAAAUAGCCAGUUAGCUUGGGUGCAUGACUGCUGUUGUGAGGUCAGAAUGCUCAGAUCAACCCUACUCCUCGGCCAGAGCGUCCAGUGUGCGCUCGGAAUGCUCCAAGAGCGAAACACUCUGAAUUUACGAACAGACAAUCUGACAACGGUCUCAAUUUACGAACGAAACCAAAGUGCACUUUGACACACUGGAGGCAAUUUACAAACGCACCCUUAGUGGGGAAAAAUCCAUAAUUUACACCUUCCUCUCUCCUCUCCAGGGAAGCUGUGGCGCAGGAGAACGGUGCUCCAGGUGCCCCAGGGUGAUGGGCGACCCUGCCCCCCUCAGAGGGAACAGUGGAAGCCUUGCCCCGUCAGACCCUGCUACCAAUGGAGAUACAGCUCCUGGUCCGAGUGCAAGUCUGAGGUGAGGUGUUCUAUCUCUCUCACUCUCUCUCUCUCUGUCUCUGUCUCGCUCUCUCUCUCUCUCUCUCUCUUUCUUUCUCUCUCUCUCUCUCUCUCUCUCUCUCUCUCUCUCUCUCUCUCUCUCUCUCUCUCUCUCUCUCUCUCUCUCUUUCUUUCUUUCUUUCUUUCUUUCUUUCUCUCUCCCUUUCUUUCCAUCUAUCUCUCACACACUUUCUGUUUUGUCUGUCUCUGUCUCUUUCUCUUUAUUUCUCUCUUUCUUAUUUGCCAGAAGCAUCUAUAUUUUUGACAGACAGGGCACUGUAUUCUAUUGCAGAGUAAGGGAAUGUUGACACUCCUUUGUUCUGGGCUGUUUUCUCCUCCUUCUGGAGUUUCUGACAGCAGACAGUAGCUCAUCAGCAGCCUACAGCACAAUCCUAGACUAGCUGUUAUUUCUGGCAAACCAAAGAUCAAUGUCAUGGCCUUGACAGGCAUAGAAACUCUGAACUAUAACAGUGAACCUGGUGGGUAACCAUGCCUGAGACCUGAAGACUUGUGUUAGCUUCCCAAGCUAAUGCCUAGGCUUUAGCUCAGAGGGCUAAAGCCUACACACAAUGGCAAUCUGUGACACAAAAUUAAAUGGCUAUGGAGGUGUAUUUUAACCUGUAUUUUCUCUCUAUGUUUAUCGUCCAGGGUGCGAGGUGCGGAGAGGGGCUGCGGUUCCGUAACGUGUCCUGCUUUGUGUCGGACGGGUCUGGCCAGGGAGAGGGCAACCUGGUGGAUGAUGAGCUGUGUGGAAACCUUGAGCCCUCAGUAGACGGCGACAAACAGAUCACCCUGGAAGAACCUUGUACCUCGCCCUGUCCAGGUAACUAACUUAACUUGGCCUGCAAUGACUGGGGAUCCAGAGUCCUGGACAAUGGACCCAGUCCCUAGAUAAGAGGCUGCCAAGAUCUGACCAGGGAAAACGCCUGACCCUAUGAUCAGUAAAGAUUCUCCUCUGAGCAUCCAUCUAAUCUACUAUGUAACUAGUUCAACACAGCAAUCUGGUUACAAUGUGGAACAUUAAUGGUGUUUUGUAGAUUUGUAUAGGUCUGUCUGGUUGAGAAAGCCCCUUGUCCUUUGACGUUCUUUACCAAAUAUGCAGAGACAUUUUGCUGUGCCUUUUAGGCUGAGCUGAGUUCACUACUGCCAUUAAAUCACAUUUAUAUGGUCCUAGCUGUGUUAUAUGCUAGUCCAGCUCUCUCAUAACAUGAAUCUCUUAGGAGCAGUAUCCUGCUGACACUGACAGUAAACACUGAUGACUGGAUGGUUAAAUACUCUGGUGCUAGAGAGCACUGCUACAGUGUGUCAUUCUCUGUUUCAUAGUGAUGUUGACUGACAUUGUAGGGAAUCCAACAAGCUAGUAAAGUGAGGUUUCUAAGAUCUGAUUAUAUGAAUACAUUAUUUCCUUAUCUCCAAUGACAUGAAAGUGGAGAUAACUCAAUUAUUUUCUCUUCUGAGUAAAAACCUUUCAACGUCAUACAUUUCAGAGAGUUGCUAGGGAAAAAAGUGGAUCUGAAAACGACUAGUAUGAACACUAUUUUUACAGUCCGCAUUUGCUUUUUUGCCAGUGCCUGUGAAUGACAGAUCCAACGUCCCAUUUUGACAGCUCCUCUGUAGCAGAAGUAGAGAGUUGUGACACAAACUCAUGCAGCAGAAAAUUGUGUGUGGUGUUUGUGUGUGUGCGUGUGUCUGUGUGCGUGUGUGUGUGUGCAUGUUUGUGUGUGCGCAUGUGUUUGUGCAUGUGCGUGUCCAGAGCUGUGGUAGUUGUGGACACGUGUGUAGUCAUAGUCAUCUUUGUAACGUUACUCUACUUCCCUACUAUCUUACUAAUCAUUGCCCUCACACAUAUCACAAAAACCCUCAGCCUGUGGCCUACUAAGUCUACAUAGCCAGCUCUAAUCUCCAGUGGUAUAGCUCAGGCAGCCAGGACAGAGGAGGCAGGUAAUCUCCACUUGAAACCCCACCAGACAUCACCUCUCUCCCCCUCCUCUACCUCAUCACACCCCUGCCUCCCUUGCCUGAUCGUAGCCCAGUCCAUGACCCCACCAUGCCUGACGCACGUACUCUGAUAAUCAUAAGGCGGAUUAGGCCUCUUUGGACCUGGCGGCUUUAUGAUUAAUUAAUAUUUAGACGUGUGCUCACUUCCUCCCUGCCACUACAAUGGGAUGAAUGAAUGACUCUGACCUAUUUUAAUGAUCCAAGCUAGAAUAGAGGAUAAUGAAAAAUGGGAUCUGGCUCUGUUGGGGAAAUAUUUGAGGACAGGUUUAAUUAUUACAAUUACAUUUACAUUUUAGUCAUUUAGCAGACGCUCUUAUCCAGAGCGACUUACAUGAGCAAUUAGGGUUAAGUGCCUUGCUUAAGGGCACAUCGACAGAUUUUUCACCUAGUCGGCUCAGGGAUUAGAACCAGCGACCUUUCGGUUACUGGACACAACGCUCUUACCCACUAAGCUACCUGCCGCCCCAGGGAUAGGGUUUAAACCAACAAAAAAAAAAUGAAUUCUCUGAAGAAGUCUGAAAAUUCUGCCUAGUGACAAUCAGUGUGGACAUAGGAUGACAUCUAAACCAAAUAAAAGUAAUAUUCAAGUUUCCCAUUAUAAUGAUGUAGUGCCAGGGCCAGGAAUAUUGUGACCAUGAUAAACUCUGGCGCCAUGGUCAGGUUACAUGGUUAACAGUAACAUCUCAUAUAGUACUGGACAUUCUCAACUGUGUACAGCUAAAUGUGUUGAAGGUUGUGUACUGUGUGUUUCUGUACAGGUGACUGCUACCUGACUGACUGGACACUGUGGAGCCCGUGCCAGCUGAGCUGUGUCAGUGGAGAUGACCUGGGUUUCGGCUCAGUGCAGGUCAGAUCCAGAGCGGUGCUGGCCCAGGAGCCAGAGAACCUACUGCAGUGUCCAGAACAGGAGUGGGAGGCUCGGCCCUGCACUGGUCAGUCUACAAACACACACACACAUACACACAUUCAAAAAUACACACUUGCAUUUGUCCCUUUAUGAUAUUAUAUGAACUAUUUGUAGUCUGUACUGACCCAUAACUCUCCUCCCACUACAGAGGGCCAGUGUUAUGAGUAGUCUGUACUGACCCACAUUUCUCCUCCCACUACACAGGGCCAGUGUUAUGAGUAGUCUGUACUGACCCACAUCUCUCCUCCCACUACAGAGGGCCAGUGUUAUGAGUACAAGUGGAUGACAGGAGCGUGGAGAAGCUCCUCUCGACUGGUCUGGUGUCAGAGAUCUGAUGGAUUAAAUGUCACAGGUAUGUGUCUGUGUGUGUGUGUGUGUGUGUGUGUGUGUGUGUGUGUGUAUGUGUGUGUGUGUGUGUGUGUGUGUGUGUGUGUGUGUGUGUGUGUGUGUGUGUGUGUGUGUGUGUGUGUGUGUGUGUGUGUGUGUGUGUGUGUGUGUGUGUGUGUGUGUGUGUGUGUGUGGAUAGUAUAACAAGGAAAAUCUGGACAAGUGGGAACAUUUCGCAGAUCCCCACAAGGAAAAAUACUAUUUUAGGCUUAGGGGUUAGGUUCAGGGUUAGGGGUUUGGAGUUAAGGUUAGGGUUAGGGUUAAGGUUAAGGUUAGGGUUAGUAUUAGGGUUAGGGGUUAAAAAAAUAGGAUUUUGAAUGGGAAUCAAUUGUUUGGUCCCCACAAACGUAGUAAAACAAAUGUGUGUGAGUGUUUGUGUGCUGCUUAUACCCCAACCCCCGUCAGAAUGCAACCACCAACACUCCUUCUUAUAAACUAAUCCCUUUAUAUAUUUGCCUACUUCAUAUGCCGCUGAAGAGAAGUCACUAAACCCUUCUCUAAGGACGAGUUUUGAGUGGUAUCCUACUGUAGCAAAAUACUCGAUUUAGUAGCUACAUUAUCAAAACUGGAUGAAUGUGUGCGAUGUGAAUUAGCUCAGAAGCUCCAAUGAAUAGUACAAUACAGUUCUGCUACAGUCAGCCACCCAGCCCAGCUCUCUCCAGGUCGGGUGCCUCUUUGGCUGAUGAUGAUGAGGUGGAUACGGUUAUUUAAAACCCUGUCUCUGCCUGUCGGAGCGAGUGGAAUUUGUUUGUUCGAAGAAGAGAGAGAUUGCUUUCCGAGCACUUCCUGACUGCCUGUCACUGUGGAGCUGAGGCUGCGUGUAUGUGUGCAUGCAUUCCUGUGUGUAUGCCGGCGUGCCACCGAGUGUGCGUGUGUAUGUGUUAGUGUGUGUGUAGGAGAUGAGGAGGAUUUAAUCCUUGACGAUGACACAUUUCAAAUCUGUUAGCCGUCACACGUCAGCUUUAGGUCUGUGACUGCUGCCUUUGCCUCGGUGGUGCUCAGAGCUAGGAGAUGCCAGAAGAAGAGUUACAGUGUAUAUGUCACUUAUCAUGAAGGAUGCGUGUCUUAUUCAGCGAUGAAUCAUCUGAGGAAUGAAUAACCACUGACUACUAGCAGUGACUUUGCUGACAACUUGUUUAUUGUGGAAAAAUUGACUUACUACGACUGUGAUAAUGAUGUGGUUGUCUCAACUAGUUACACUAUAUAUACAAGAGUAUGUGGACACCCCUUCAAAUUAGUGGAUUCGGCAAUUUCAGCCACACCCGUUGCUGACAGGGGUAUAAAAUCGAGCACACAGCCAUGCAAUCUCCAUUGACAAACAGUGGCAGUAGAAUGGCCUUACUGAAGAGCUCAGUGACUUUCAACGUGGCACCGUCAUAGGAUGCCACCUUCCAACAAGUCUGUUUGUCAAAUUUCUGUCCUGCUAGAGCUGCCCCGAUCAACUGUAAGUGCUGUUAUUGUGAAGUGGAAACGUCUAGGAGCAACAACAGCUCAGCCGCGAAGUGGUAGGCCACACAAGCUCACAGAAUGGGACCAACGAGUGCUGAAGCGCGUAGCGCGUAAAUAUCGUCUGUCCUCGGUUGCAACACUCACUACCGAGUCCAAACUGCCUCUGGAAGCAACGUCAGCACAAUAACUGUUCAUCGGGCGCUUCAUGAAAUGGAUUUCCAUGGCCGAGCAGCCGCACACAAUCCUAAAAUCACCAUGCGCAAUGCCAAGCGUCGGCUGGAGUGGUGUAAAGCUUGCCACCAUUGGACUCUGAAGCAGUGGAAACGCGUUCUCUGGAGUGAUGAAUCAGGCUUCACCAACUGGCAGUCCGACGGACAAAUCUGGGUUUGGCGGAUGCCAGGAGAACGCUACCUGCCCGAAUGAAUAGUGCCAACUGUAAAGUUUGGUGGACGAGAAAUAAUAGUCUGGGGCUGAUUUUCUUGGUUCGGGCUAGGCCCCUUAUUUCCAGUGAAGGGAAAUCUUAACGCUACCUCAUACAAUGACGUUCUAGACGAUUCUGUGCUUCCAACUUUGUGGCAACAGUUUGGGGAAGGCCCUUUCCUGUUUCAGCAUGACAAUGCCCCCAUGCACAAAGCGAGGACCAUACAGAAAUGGUUUGUCGAGAUCGCUGUGGAAGAACUUGACUGGCCUGACCUCAACCCCAACUUUGGGAUUAAUUGGAACGCCGACUGCGAGCCGGCCCUAAUCGCCCAACAUCAGUGCCCGACCUCACUAAUGCUUUUGUGGCUGAAUGGAAGCAAGUCUUCGCAGCAAUGUUCCAACAUCUAGUGGAAAGCCUUCCCAGAAGAGUGGAGGCUGUUUUAGCAGCAAAGGGGGGACCAACUCUAUAUUAACACCCAUGAUUUUGAAAUGAGAUGUUCGACAAGCAGGUGUCCACAUACAUUUGGUUAUGUAGUGUAUCUUAAUAUGAAUGCACUAACUGUAUGUCGUUCUGGAUAAGAGCAUUUGCUAAAUUACUAAAAUGUAAACGAGUGGAUGAAAAAUUUCUGCAAACUAUAACUAACAUGUUGUUUGGUGUGUAGGCAUACAGUAUGACAUUACAAAUCGAAUCAAACUUUAUUUAAUACGCAUUUAUCUAGACAGCUUAAUACACAUUACAUGUGUUAGGUACAGUAGGUGUGCAUUAAUCAUGAUAUAGCCUGAAUUCACACUCAACGUAUAUUAAUGAUGCUAUAGAUCCUAUGCCAAGGCAUUCCACAGCCAUACGCUCCAGAUGGUAUGCAUAUUUUAUGCAUAUUAUAUUAGAUCGGUUGAUUGGCAUAUACCCUGUAUUUCCUUGAUGCAAACACUUCCUUUCAUGCCAUGUGGCUUCCGCUUAUGAUUUGCAUACGAUGUGUGUGUGUGUGUCCAUGUGCAUCACCAUCAUGAAUAUUCUAAACAUCUUCAGAUAGAUUAGCAGUUUUCUGCCUACAGUAUCAUUUUUAUGAAUAACUUACUCUCUGAGUGUUGCUACACAUAUAUCUCUUGUGAAGUGGGAUGUUGAAGUGAAGGAAUUUAGCUAAGUGGUUGAAGUGGACCGAUGCUGACUGGUACAGAGUACUGGGCCUGGUACCUGUCAUUCUCUAAUGCUUGGGUACAUAUUGUAAAAUACCUGCUUAAAAGGUACUGUUAAAUUGAAGGAAGAACUGGAACCUUUUUCAUUCCUUCAAGCACUUGGAUAAAAGUGUCUGCUUAGUUGCAGAUAUUAUAUUAUGUUACAUUUAUUAUGAUUACGCUCCCUGGCUGCUGUGGUAACCCUGUUUCUUUCAGCCUGGUUACCGUGGUGCUGUUUAAACCCCUAAUGACGAACCUAGUCCUGACUGCCACCUACAACAUUGUCAUAGAAACCAAACUUAUCAGCAAGGAAGGGCUGUAGUACUGACUGAGCUGUGAAUCUGUUCUAGUUCCCUCCACUACACUACCAUAUCCAUCCUCGGUAUAACCUUGGUCUAGUUCCCUCCACUACACUACCAUAUCCCUCCUCUGUAUAACCUUGGUCUAGUUCCCUCCACUACACUACCAUAUCCCUCCUCUGUAUAACCUUGGUCUAGUUCCCUCCACUACACUACCAUAUCCCUCCUCUGUAUAACCUUGGUCUAGUUCCCUCCACUACACUACCAUAUCCCUCCUCUGUAUAACCUUGGUCUAGUUCCCUCCACUACACUACCAUAUCCCUCCUCUGUAUAACCUUGGUCUAGUUCCCUCCACUACACUACCGUAUCCCUCCUCUGUAUAACCUUGGUCUAGUUCCCUCCACUACACUACCAUAUCCCUCCUCUUGAUCUAGUUGGUCUAGUUCCCUCCACUACACUACCAUAUCCCUCCUCUGUAUAACCUUGGUCUAGUUCCCUCCACUGCACUACCAUAUCCCUCCUCUGUAUAACAUUGGUCUAGUUGGUCUAGUUCCCUCCACUCCACUACCAUAUCCCUCCUCUUGGUCUAGUUGGUCUAGUUCCCUCCUUUACACUACCAUAUCCAUCCUUGGUAUAACCUUGGUCUAGUUCCCUCCACUACACUACCAUAUCCCUCCUCUUGGUCUAGUUGGUCUAGUUCCCUCCACUUCACUACCAUAUCCCUCCUCUGUAUAACCUUGGUCUAGUUCCCUCCACUCCACUACCAUAUCCCUCCUCUCUGUCUAGUUGAUGUAGUUCUAUUACAGUAUCCCUCCUCUUCUCUCCUAUACCCUUCUCUUAUAUAUAUUGAUUUACCCCAGUGUAAAAUUAAAGCUUAGUGAGAAAACAGCGAGCCCUUUUAUUUAUGCCUUAAGGCAGUCUACUCUGCUGCAUUGAUGGGACAACGGGAAUCUCCCUGAGGCAAUUACUUAAAGGGAUGGGGAUUGGGAUGAGUCCCGGGCUGGACUACCUUCCCUUCUCAGGCAUGCCUGUAUCCCAAAUGGCACCCUAUUCCCUAUAUACUGUAGUGCACUUCUUUUGACCAAGGUCCAUAGAGCUCUCAUCAAAAAUAGUGCACUAUGUAGGAAAUAAGGUACCAUUUAGUACACAGACAUGUUGUCCUUGAUAUCUGAAGCGUAAAAGCCCAGGUACUGUAUCAGUAUGAACGUUGCAGUGAAUGCAUCAACUCACUACAGUACACACAACUCAUUUGAGACCUAGAGAGCUCUGUCUGCUUUCCUGUUUAUCUAACUGUGUCUGUCUGUACGCUUGCUCUCUGGGAUGGUGCAUAAUGUGUAGCGUAUAUCUGCUAAACCAUGAAUUAAUGGGACUGUGUGUUUUUGUCAGGGGGUUUGGGGAGGAAUUUUGAGCAGCUAGCUAUCAGAGUGCUCUAAUUACUGAAUUAUUGCAAUAUCAAAAUAUACUGUGGGGGGGGGGGGGGGGGGGGGAUAAUGAGAGAAAUAGAGAGAGGGAGGGAGGAGAGACAUGUAGAAUCUAAGCGAGCGAGCGAGAGAGAGAGAGAGAGAGAGUGCAAAACAGAGAAGAGGUGUGUAGUGUCUCUGAUCCAUGUUGCCUGCAGCACAACAGACUGAAGUGCAGUAACAAAGACAGCAGUGAAAGCUAAAAACCUGGGCCACGUGUCUGCUGCACUGCUGUGUGUGUGUGUGUGUGUGUGUGUGUAUAUAUAUAUGAAAGUGUUUGUCUGCUUGCAUUAGCGCAAUAAGUAAAUGUACAGAAUCUUUAUGUCAUAAAGGGAGACUGCUUCCCAUGGCACCCUCUCUUCCAUCCCCUCGCUGCCCCAAAUCCCUCCCCACUGACACUUGCCCUCUGACCUCUACCCUACAGGUGGCUGCCCUAUGACGGCCCAGCCCGUGGCAGACCGUUCAUGUGACCCAGCCUGCAACAAACCACGCUCCUUCUGCACAGAGGUGAAAAGAGAGAGAGAGAGAGAGAGAGAGAGAGAGAGAGAGAGAGAGAGAGAGAGAGAGAGAGAGAGAGAGAGAGAGAGAGAGAGAGAGAGAGAGAGAGAGAGAGAGAGAGAGAGAGAGAGAGAGAGAGAGAGACUCAAACAGACCCUGUGGGGAUGACACCAGUCCAUCUGGGUUAGUUGCAAUUGUUAGUCUCUGAUGGUGUGUUCAUGCCAUUGUUAUGGUGUUCCUAUUACAUGUGCAGAUGAAUGCCCCUGUACUUACUGUAUCGCUACAGGGAUCGUUGCAUCUGCCGUAGCAGGAGCCUACUACAUAAAUGUACGUAAAAUGAUAACGCAUGAUCAAGAAGACUAUUUUAUUUUUCAAUUAUACUUCCUCUUAACUAAACUCCCUCUCACAUUAUCAAGCGUCUCACAGGCAAUCCCAGAACAAGUACAAAUAACAUAGAACAUAUAACUUCAAUUUUUUUUAAAUUAAAUGUACUUGAUUCUCUGUCUUAUGUGAGAAAGAAACAUCCGAUAAUAUACAGCCUGGUCUUUGAAAUGUAGUCUGUCCCUCCUCGGGCUGAGAGCUUCCAGCAUUUGUGUUCACUGCAAACAGAGUAAAUUUCCUGGAAACACCGGGGGACCAGUUAAAUGGGUACACUAGGAGUUUGUGUGUGUGUGUAUGGGGAUCGACACCAUCUACACACACACACCCAUGUCAGAACACAUCAGAACCAGUCACUAUUACUAACACCAUGAACCAGGACUCAGCCCUCUAGUCAGUGCUAGCUGAGGGGGCUGUGAGAGAGCUACAACAACAUGUCUAGCUGAAUAUGGCUCAAAUGUGUCUAGGCGUCACUACAGACCCGGGUUCGAUCCCAGGCUGUGUCACAACCGGCCGUGACCGGGAGUCUCAUAGGGCGGCGCACAAUUGGCCCAGCAUCGUCCGGGAUAUGGGAGGGUUUGUCUGGGGGGGAUUUACUUGGCUCAUCGCGCUCUAGCAACUCCUGGUGGCGGGUCGGGUGCAUGCAGGCUGACUUCGGUGUUUCCUCCGACACAUUGGUGCGGCUGGCUUCCGGGUUAAGUGGGCAGGUGUUAAGGAGCGCGGUUUGGCGGGUCAUGUUUCGGAGGACGCAUGACUCGACCUUCGCCUCUCCCGAGCCUGUUGGGGAGAAAAAGCGGGUAAAAAAAUAAAAAUAAUGUGUCAGUUUGUGUAUUGUGACUCUGCUCUUUUAUACUGAACAAAAAUUUAAACGUAACAUGUAAAGUAUUGGUCCUAUGUUUCAUGAUCUAAAAUAAAAGAUCCAAGACAUUUUCCAUAUGCACAAAAAGCUUAUUUCUCUCAAAUGUUGUGCACAAAUUUGUUUACAUACUUGUUAGUGAGCAUUUCUCCUUUGCCAGGAUAAUCCAUCCACCUGACAAGUGUGGCAUAUCAAGAAGCUGAUUAAACAGCAUGAUUAUUACACAGGUGCACCUUGUUCUGGGGACAAUAAAUGUGCAUUUUUGAUGCAACAGAUGUCUCAAGUUUUGAGGGAGCGUGUAAUUGGCAAGCUGACUGCAGGAAUGUCCACCAGAACUGUUGCCAGAUAAUUUAAUGUUAAUUUCUCUACCAUAAGCCUCCUCCAGCGUUGUUUUAGAGAAUUUGGCAGUACGUCCAACUGGCCUCACAACCUCAGCCCAGGACCUCCACAUCCAGCUUUUUCACCUGCUGGAUGGUGUGAGACGAGCCACCCGGACAGCUGAUGAAACUGUGGGUUUGCACAACUGAAGGAUUUCUGCACAAACUGUCAGAAACCGUCUCAGGGAAGCUCAUCUGCAUGCUCGUCGUCCUCACCAGGGUCUUGACCUGACUGCAGAUUCGGUGUCGUAACCGUGGUGGUGGGGUUAUGGUAUGAGCAGGAAUAAGCUAUGGACAACGAACACAAUUGCAUUGUAUCAAUAGCAAUUUGAAUGCACAGAGAUACCGUGACGAGUUCCUGAGGCCCAAUUUCGUGCCAUUCAUCCGCUGCCAUCACCUCAUGUUUCAGCAUGAUAAUGCUGUACACAAUUCCUGGAAGCUGAAAAUGGCCCAGUUCAUUCAUGGCCUUCAUACCCACCAGACAUGGCCCAGUUCCCACCAAUAUCCAGCAACUUCACACAGCCAUUGAAGAGGAGUGGGACAACAUUCCACAGGCCACAAUCAACAGCCUGAUCAACUCUAUACGAAGGAGAUGUGUCGCACUGCAUGAGGCAAAUUAUGGUCAGACCAGAUACUGACUGGUUUUCUGAUCCACACCCCUACUUUCUGUGACCAACAUAUGCAUAUCUGUAUUCCCAGUCAUGUGAAAUCCAUAGAUUAGGGCCAAAUGAAUUUAUUUCAAUUGCCUGAUUUCCUUAUAUGAACUAACUCAGUAAAAUCUUUGAAAUUGUUGCAUGUUGCGUUUAUAUUUUUGUUCAGUAUAUGUUUGUGCUGUAAGUGAUCUCCCAGGGCUGGGGGAGAGAAACAGUGUUUCUGUGAUUGUGUAUGCUGUAUAUCUUGUUCCAGUGUGUUUUUGUGCUUGUAGGUUUGGUCGUUAGUAAAUUUCUUUUUUUCUGUCAAUGAGAUUCCCUAUUUUUGUGUCUGUCUAUGUGUGUAUGCAUGCAUGUGUGUGUAUAGGAGAAUAUGUGUGUGUCUGUUUGUGUUUGUAUGUGUGUGCAGGCACGUGUAGGUUUUGGUGCGUUUAAUGUGUGUCAGCCAGCCUCAGUCUCAGCAGUGUGUUGUUUAGCCCCAUGCUGCGGUACAGAACCAGGCUGCAUAACAAACCGGUGAUAAGGCUGCUGCAUCCUCAUCCUGCCCCUCUCUUUGUCUGCCACUUUGGUUAUGCUAAUCAGCCCUCCUGUUUCCUGCCCUAUUCUUUCAUCUGUCGGCCCUGUGUGUGUCUAUGUGUGCGUGUGUGUUCAGUCGUACAGCCACUGAUUGCAUUGUGGGUAUUUCUUCUCUGGGUGAUUAUCCUCCGGAGAUUGCCGGGGAAUAGGGGAACCCCCCGCCAAGCAGGCAGAUGAGUGAACAGAGAGAGAGAAGAAUAAGAGAAAGAGAGGAAGAAUAGAGGAAACCUUUGGGUUGGCUGGCUAUAUACCCCUACAGACCCCACCCUUUCAAUCUCAGAGCAUGAAUUUCUGUCUGAUCCCCCCUCUUUCAAAGCAGCAGUAGCAUCACAAAGGGGUUUGAAACAUGUGAUGGUGCAUUUCAAUACUGCCAAGAUAUGAGGCUGAGCUAAAGCUGAGUGAUGAUUCAUUCAAUUACACCUGGGAAUAUUUGAUAAGAAAUAACCUCACUUUAAUCCAACUUGGUGCUUAGCCAGGUCACUAGCCUCCGACUGCUUUAUUUGCUCUACUAAAAGAGAGGAAACUGACAAAAAUGCCUUCUGUCCAUGUUUUGAUUUUAUAUUGACCAUCUCUAACACACCUGCAAAGCAACCCCUUGAUGUGCGAGUGCAUUUCCCUCAUACAUGUGUUCCUUCCCUCUUCUCACAGGCGGGUGUGUGUGGUUGCGAGGAGGGCUAUACGGAGGUGAUGACGUCAGACGGCCUGCUGGACCAGUGUACGGUGAUCCCCGUGUUAGAGAUCCCCACGGCGGGGGACAACAGGGCUGACGUGAAGACCAUCAGGGCGGUCAGCCCCACACAGCCCUCCAACAGCCUGCCUGGCCGUGCCGGACGCACCUGGUUCCUACAGCCCUUCGGACCAGGUACACUAACCAGACAGAUUUACUCUAUCAAUUUAUGGGACUGUAGGGAACCAUCCAAGAAAUGUCUUAGUUGUUAUUAUGUGGUAUUGUCAAAUCUUGUUAGAAUAUCGGCCUGUAUUUUGUAGAAAGUAAAUGUGAAUAUAUUCAGGAAUUAUAACAGAAUUUGCAGCAGAGCUACAAAGAGGCAAUAAUUCUGCAUUGUGUCAUUCCCGGUAGCCACAAAUUGUUUUUGCACAAAUCCCCUAACUGUCACGAUCGUCUAAGGAGGAGGACCAAUGCGCAGCGUUGAAGGUGAACAUAUUUAUUUAGAGAAUGAUCACACGAUCAAAACAACAGACGAUAACGUGAUGUCUACGGUUUAACACAAACCAAAUAAGAACAAGAAACCACAAAGAAUGAAAGCCUAACGGCUACCUAAGUAUGACUCCCAAUCAGAGACAACGAGCUACAGCCGUCUCUGAUUGGGAACCACCCUGGCCAACAUAGAAAUGCAACAUAGAAACUAACACCCUGGCUCAACAUACGAGAGUCCCCCGAGCCAGGGCGUGACAGUACCCCCCCCUAAAGGCGCGGACUCCGACCGCGCCAACCAAACACAACAGGGGAGGGACCGGGUGGGCACUCCGCCUUGGCGGCGGAUCCGGCUCCGGGCAUGAUCCCCACUCGCUCUCUAACCCCCCAAAGUACCCCUGGUCCGGUCUGGCCCUGCUGACCGGAGCUGGACUGCACACUGGUGGAGCGGAUUGCUCUAGCUCCGGCGUGAAGCAGCUGACCCGUGCUGAACCAGGCACCAGUGGAACAGGCACGGGCUGUGCCGGACUGACGACGCACACCACUGGCUUGGUGUGGGGAGCAGGGACGGCCCGAGCCGGGCUGACGAAACGCACCCCUGACUUGGUGCGGGGAGCAGGAGCGGGCCAAACCGGGCUGACGAAAUGCACCACUGACUUGGUGCGGGGAGCAGGAACGGGCCGAGCCGGGCUGACGAAGCGCACCACUGACUUGGUGCGGGGAGCAGGAACGGGCCGAGCCGGGCUGACGAAGCGCACCACUGACUUGGUGCGGGGAGCAGGAACGGGCCGAGCCGGGCUGACGAAGCGCACCACUGACUUGGUGCGGGGAGCAGGAACGGGCCGAGCCGGGCUGACGAAGCGCACCACUGACUUGGUGCGGGGAGCAGGAACGGGCCGAGCCGGGCUGACGAAGCGCACCACUGACUUGGUGCGGGGAGCAGGAACGGGCCGAGCCGGGCUGACGAAGCGCACCACUGACUUGGUGCGGGGAGCAGGAACGGCCGAGCCGGGCUGACGAAGCGCACCACUGACUUGGUGCGAGUGGCAGGAACAGGCCGGACCGUACUGGGAACACACACCACUGGCCCUACGUGGGGAUCAGGAACAGGCCGGCCCGGACUGGCAACACACGCCAGUACCUCUCGCCGUGCCUCUACAUCCUCCCUCCCCCUGGUGACCAGUGACUCCCGUAACCUGGCGGCCUCCUGCUGCCCCGUCGUCCACGGCGUUAGCCCCCCCUAAAAAUGUUCUGGGCGUCUCCCCUACCCGUGGACCAGGUCUCCAUGUCCCUCGCCAGCCUUUCGCCCUUCUGCCACAAUGUCAAGCCCUUCUCUUCCUCACUCGGCUUGACCCAGUCGAGGAGGCGAAGGAGAUCUGUUAGGGAUCUCCCUGGCGAUGGCUCCUGGACACGCUGCUUGGUCACAUCUUGGUGGUUUCUUCUGUCACGAUCGUCUAAGGAGGAGGACCAAUGCGCAGCGUUGAAGGUGAACAUAUUUAUUUAGAGAAUGAUCACACGAUCAAAACAACAGACGAUAACGUGAUGUCUACGGUUUAACACAAACCAAAUAAGAACAAGAAACCACAAAGAAUGAAAGCCUAACGGCUACCUAAGUAUGACUCCCAAUCAGAGACAACGAGCUACAGCCGUCUCUGAUUGGGAGCCACCCUGGCCAACAUAGAAAUGCAACAUAGAAACUAACACCCUGGCUCAACAUACGAGAGUCCCCCGAGCCAGGGCGUGACACUAACGACAUCAAUAAAUAUUUGAACAGAAGUCUCACACCGCCAUUUGCGCACACAUUUAGGAUUAGGCACAGAAUUUCUCAUCCUCAAAAUAUCCAGAAUUUCUACUCACAUAUGAUGAUACAGUGGAUCUUAAUAUUUACAGCAAAAUGAAAGUACAAUCCACCUAUAAUAAUUUCCAACAACAAGAUGAUCAGGAAAACAUAUGGUGUACUGCUGCCCUCUACUGCACAGGGAUGGAGUUGCACUGAAGCCAUUCACAUUAUAGUCCAAUGUGAGCUGUCUCUGACGUUGGUCACUUGUCAGUGUGCUAAGUGUGUGUGAUGUCUCCUUCUCUACAGAUGGUAAACUCAAGACAUGGGUCUACGGUGUGGCAGCUGGAGCUUUUGUUCUACUCAUCUUUAUAGUCUCCAUGACCUUCCUAGCCUGGUAAGUUAACCUGUUUGAUAGUUUGUGUAUAUCAGUCAUCUGUAUGUCUGUCACCUGUAUUCUGUAUGUCAUCACUUGUAUGUAUGUAUGUAUGUAUGUAUGUAUGUAUGUAUGUAUGUAUGUAUGUAUGUAUGUAUGUAUGUAUGUAUGUAUGUAUGUAUGUAUGUAUGUAUGUAUGUCAUCACCUGUAUGUACACUGAGUGUACAAAACAUUAAGGACACCUGCUCUUUCCAUGACAUAAACUGACCAGGUGAAUCCAGGUGAAAGCUAUGAUCCCUUAUUGAUCCCUCACUUGUUAAAUCCACUUCAAUCAGUGUAGAUGAAGGGGAGGAUACAGGUUAACGAAUGAUUUUUAAGCCUUGAGACAUUUGAGACAUGGAUUUUGUAUGUGUGCCAUUCAGAGGGUGAAUGGGCAAGACAAAAUAUUGAAGUGUCUUUGAACGGGGUAUGGUAGUAGGUGCCAGGCGCUCCAGUUUGUGUCAAGAACUGCAACACUGCUGGGUUUUUCACACUCAACAGUUUCCCUUGUGUAUCAAGAAUGCUCCACCACCCAAAGGACAUCCAGCCAACUUGACACAACUGUGGGAAGUAUUGGAGUCAACAUGGGCCAGCAUCCCUGUGGAACGCUUUCGAUACCUUGUAGAGUUCAUACUCUGACGAAUUGAGGCUGUUCUGAGGGCAAAAGGGUGGGGUGCAACUCAAUAUUAGGAAGGUGUCCUUAAUGUUUUGGACACUCAGUGUAUAUGUCUUCACGAUCACAUCAGUUUCAUUUUGACCCAUUCAUUUUCAUUUCAAAUCAUGUCAUUAUUUGUACUCUCCAUUUUGCUUUUCUCUUUCCUUCCAUCUAUCUCCCCCCCUCCUCCGUGCACCAUCAGUCGGAGUUAUACCCGUCACUAUAACUGGAACCCUGACCAGUGCACUGAUACGGUGGUCUGGAUGGGGCAGAACGAUCAUACCAUGGCUUAUACGUGUCCUGACUGCCAGCAUGAGGCACAUGAACUAGAACAACAAUAUGAAGAACAACAACCACAUCAGAAUCAUUGUCAAGAUCAACAACAAUUACAACGACAAAAACAUAAAUAUCAGCAAAAUAAUCAACAACAACCACAACAAAAUCAAAAUCAACAACAACCACCACAACAAAAUCAACACUGUCAGCAACAACCAUAUAAUCAACAACAUCAACAUCAAUAUCAACAAGAACCACAACAGCAUCAACAACAAAACCAUCAUAAGCCACAAAAUCACCAACAACAACCACAGCAACAACCACAACAACAACCACAACGCUUUGAAACACUCAUAACUUAGCUGCCGUGUUCGCUGCCGUGUUCACACAAACUCCCCUACCCUCUCGUCUUUCUCUCCUCCCCACAUCUGCUGUCACUUGUGCCUGUCCGACCAAUCACAUGGAGCUAUUGAUGGUGAGCAGGAAGUCAUCCCCCAGGUCCCUCUGUUUGACCUCUGACCCCUUUGUGCUCCUGGAGUUUGUUUAGUAGUCUUUAGAGCACCUCCAUACUUAAACAUACUUCUGUACAGCAUCCAUUUUAGGAAGUCCCUUGGUUCUUUGUUGAAGGACUUCCUAAUAUGGGUGCCAUAUUUUUCUGAUUUCAGAGAUGCAGAACAUUGAUCUCACAGUUACUCAAUAAAAUGAUCAGCUUUCACUUUCAAUAGCAUACUGCCCUCUUGUGGCCAGAUGGAAGAAUCACUCAUCACCACUAUUCAAUGAUCCCCUCACCAUUCAAUCUCUUAUUAGUUCCAUCCAUUCUUCACGAUCCAUUCAUAAUGGGCACAUUUCAUAAGAUAUCUUAUUUACAUUUGAUAUCUUAUUCAUCAUUGUGUUGUUAUUGUCUCUCAUCCCUGUGGUUUUUAUGUAAAGUUGUGAUGUGUGAUAUAUUAGAGCCUGCCCAGACAUGCCAUAGUGUUGUCAUCAUUAUGGACCUAUAGCUAACUGUCUACACUGUCUCUGUGUGCCAUAGCCUAGUUUGCAUUAAGGUGAGUGAGAACUGUUUGAGUGGGAACUGUUCUGGGCUGAAAAAAAGCUGCUUUCUGUGCUGUGCUUGUCCCCCUCAUCAGCUUCCUUCAGAGUUCAACCUCUCUCACAUCUCAAUAUAAAAAGAAAUGAUAGCAGCUGUUGAAAUUUUCCAUGAGGUGUUGCAUUAUCCACUACAGCAUCACUUCAAUGCUAGGACAUGGGGCACUGAACUGUGCUUCUGAAAUUUAUCUGGCUUACUACUGCUAUAACCAACAGAUUUGUCGUUUUUCCUUCAAGGACAGUGGCAGUAUAGAAACAGAGUCAUUGGCAAUUUCAGUAUUGCCUUUUGCAUGAUCAAAGAACUGACCAUCUACUAAAAGCAUGGCCUUCAGCAGAGCGAUGCAUGCAACUCUAACAUGAGGCAAAUUAACCCAACUGAAAGUUGGGGUUUCAAAAGAAAGCAGAGCGAGCUCUGUGUAUCAGGUGGGGGUAACUUAGCCCUGAUAUGGAUACAUCCUCCAUUAUUAAGGUAUCUAGGCCUACAUAUUAGGGCUAGGAGUAUAUAAAACAUGUAAUAACAAUGUUUUCUGCCAUUUUUCUUUCCCAGUAAAAAGCCAAAGAAACCCCAGAGAAGACAGAUGUAUAACAACCGGCUCAAGCCCCUGACCCUGGCCUAUGACGGAGACGCUGACAUG